This is a messenger RNA of Coregonus sp. 'balchen', 54820 nucleotides long. The record is from the annotation of a GenBank genome assembly. Lineage: Eukaryota; Metazoa; Chordata; Actinopteri; Salmoniformes; Salmonidae.
AUGUCAGUGUCCAAAGGAUCCUCAGCUGUCUUCCUCUUCCGGCCAUUGGACCUGGGUCGGGGAGAUGGGGCGCAGGUUGAUGGAGUUGCAGGGCAGAGGGCAACGGUGCGCCUGGUCGGUACAUUGGGUUUUGGUGAGAAGGGGCGUUGGGGAAAGGGGCACGGGAGGUGAUGAACCAGGCCGGGGAGAUGAUGAAUCAAGGGGCUAUGAACCACCUGUAGAUGGGCCCUCAGGGCUCUGCUCUGUCUCUGAGCUGUCCAAAACACCACUCUCGAAAUAAAAGCAGAAAAAAGGAAGCUUGCAAAAAAAUCACUCAAUACUGCCCCUCAGUCUUCGCAAGGAAUGACAUGUCGGGUCUCAAUUUACAGGUCGAAUGACUGGGCGGAUUACACUUUUGUGAUGAAAAACGACAUUGCAACACUGCGCUACGCUCUGUCGGCCCUGUUUGCGUAUUGUCUGUAGACCAAUUAAGCUAGUGAUAUCGGUUUUUAGCAUGGGCUGCAUAUCAAUCCACCGCAUCCGCCGAUGUCGGCCUUCCACAGGUGGCAGAGCUACAGCUGUGUUUGUCAGACCAGGAGACAUCCCGAAAACCGGUCUUCUCGUGAAAACGUCUGUAGUGUCCGAACCGUUCGGCAAACAAUUAUGACCCCUCUAUGGAAAGGUGAGAUUCUCACGAACACGUACAUGUCGGUUUUGCUCUAGGACGCCCACAAGCCUCACAAGACUCGUCUGAAGGUAGCCCGGUACCAGUAAAAAAAAAAAAGGUGGAAGUAGUUUAGUGGCAAAAAAAGGGGUUAAAUAUGGUCAAAAAGUAUAUAAAUAAUUUCCUGAUCUUUCUUAUAUCUCUCAGAUAUCGGACAGACACUUCAAAACAAACUUCCUUUUGAUGUAUUUUUUGACUGUUUUUCCUUGUAUGAAUCUGUUAUUCAAUGCGUUUCUAUGUGCUAAUAGCAAUAAGACCAAAUUCAAUGUUUCAUCCCCAAAAAAAUUAGAUAUAUAUUUUUUUAUACUUAAAGGUGUCCUAAAAUUCAAAAUAAAAUGUCUACAUGAUCCUUGGUAUGACCAUCAUAAAACAAUUUCCUGCAAUUUGACACAUUUUACCAUGGGGAGGAGAGAGAAUUUUACAGUUUUAAAGAUUUGACUGUGUUGCAGUUCAUAUAAGGAAAUCCGUCAAUUGAAAUACAUUCAUUAGGCCCUAAUCUAUGGAUUUCACAUGACUGGGAAUACAGAUAUGCAUCUAUUGGUCACAGAUACCUUAAAAAAAUAAAAAGUAGGGGCGUGGAUCAGAAAACCACUCAGUAUCUGGUGUGACAAACAUUUGCCUCAUGCAGCGCAACACAUCUCCUUCGCAUAGAGUUGAUCAGGCUGUUGAUUGUGGCCUGUGGAAUGUUGUCACACUCCUCUUCAAUGGCUGUACAAAGUUUGCAUUGCUGUGUGAUUAACAGUACAUCUUUCUCCUCUCCCCUAUUUCUCUCUCCCUCUCCUCUCUCUUUCUCUCCUCUCUCUUUCUCUCCUCUAUCUCUCUCUUUCUCUUUCUUUCGUUCGUUCUUUCUUUCUUUCGCUCUCUCUUUCUUUCGCUCUCUCUUUCUUUCUUUCUUUCGCUCUUUCCUUCUUUCUUUCGCUCUCUUUCUUUCUUUCUUUCUUUCUUUCUUUCGCUCUUUCUUUCUUUCGCUCUUUCUUUCUUUCUUUCGCUCUUUCUUUCUUUCGCUCUUUCUUUCUUUCUUUCGCUCUUUCUUUCUUUCUUUCUCUCUUUCUCUCUCUCAUUCUGUCUCUCUCGCUCUGCAGAAAAUGCAGAGUCGGGGGACCUGAAGCAUUUCUUUGACCAGUACUACUCUCACAUCUACUAUGUGUUCUUUGAGAACUUAGUCAUCAUUGAAGUCAGUCUCAAACAAAAAGGUGAGAAUACAAGUUCGAGAAUAGUCUGGUUUGUUGGCCUGAAUGUUAUAUUCACAUUAUUAUUACUGGAUGUUUUACAGUCGCUAGUCAUGGUGUCACAGGUAUUGUUUCGGACACUUCCUCACAUUCACUUCUCUUUUGCAGGUCACAAAUCACAAAGGGAAGAACUUGACUCCAUUCUUUUCAUAUUCGAGGUAAGACAGUUACUUCUGCAAUAUUGAGGGGUUGUUUUAAAUGAGUGUCACAAUUAUUUUGAGAGGGAUGGAUUCAGACUUGAUUGGUCAACAAUAUACAGAAUGCAUAGAAAGCAGAAUGGAGUAGGUGUAACGGAGAGUUGGCCUAACAUUCCCCCCCAAGCAGGUUAAUGUGUAGGCUACUGUAAAUCAGAAAUUAGAGUGCUUCUUUCUAAGUGUUUUCUAAAGUUGGCUUGAUAACUCCUCAAUCCCCAUGUGUGAAAUAUCCCCCAGACCUUGAGUGUGGGGUCAUGGAAAGUCCACACGCACACACACACACACACACAUACAGGCGUGUGCCUGGUGACCACCCACAGGAUAUUAUUAGAAUGGACUGGAGGCCAAGCUCAGUGAGGCCUGAAGGCCAUAGCAAGAUGUUCCAUUUAGAUUUCAAGAUUCAAAAUGAUCACACACACACACACUGUAGGCAUUGUCUUGUCUUGUGUGAUAUUUAUAGACCCAGUGAGCUGAGAGGCAGAUUUUUGGUCUAAACAAAAUGGGUGUCUGUUUACCAAACAGCUAGUGGCCUUUUUAUCAGUGUGAAUGAGUAAUGUGGCAUUACAUCUUCAUAGUCUCCUUACAGGUAGGGCCUAGUCUUCCUGCUGCAGUUGAUCUCACAUCUAAGGCCAGUGAUAUUUUAAAAGUUUCCCUGAGAGAACUGCCUUUCCUCUCCAUGAGAGUGUCAGACUAGGUGACUGUGAUUAAGUAGUUGCAGGUGUUGAAAUGUGUGAGAUUAGCCAAACUAGUCUCCCUAGUCUCCCUUUCAAAGAUUUCCCUGGAAAGGUGUCUUCACCUCACCUCUCCCAGGUUGCCUCAUGGUCUUCUUCAUAUUGAGUCAGAGAUGUCUACCGCUUGGCUGAAUUACCUCAUCCACAACAGAGAGGCGAGGCAACUGAUGUUCUUUGGACAAUUGCCAUUAUAUUCUCCAAUGAAGAUGGAUUAAUUUGUUUCAACGCGGUAGUAAAACUGACACUAGCCUUCAUACCAUUCCUGACUGUUGUAUUCUAUGUUCUGUUAACAGAAAAUUCUGCAACUCCUACCAGAGCGAAUACAAGGACGAUGGCAGUUCCACAGCAUAGGUACAUUUGUACUAGGCCCUUGUACAUGUUGUGCUGCCAUUGAUUGAGUGUGGACGUCUUUAUUGGAUGAGUCUGCACGUGUUUUGGGAAAGUGGGUUUUUUGCUCUAGAUCAGGGAUGAGAAAAACUUUAAUGGGGGUGAACUCAUCAUGAGGGGCUGCAGUGGCUCGCGGGUCUGUGUACCCACAUACAUAUCCACACAUGCAGUCAGAGCCGACCCUAGCGUUUUGGGGGCCCUAAGUGAAAUGUUGUGGCCCACACACUCCUCCCUUACCAAUGUCUGUAUUAGUACUGACUGUAGCUACAUGAUUUGUAACAUGCAUUUGGAGUGAGAGUGAAUGAGAGUAGUACCCUGCACUGCACUGCCCUCUCCUCACCCCUCCACUAGGUGGUCUCUCCUUUUCCACUGCACUGAGACCACUGUGCAGUUGGAUUCAAAGGCCACCCAGAGAAAGCCAGAGAAUGCCAAGGACCUGGGGAUGAGGGUCUACCAGGUCUGACCGAGAACUCUGACAUGUGCUGUAGUAUUGGGGGCGGGGCUGUUCUGGGGCUGGGUGGAUAUGGUAAGGGCUGGGGUAGUGGCUGGCUGGUUGUUGAUAUUCUGUGUAAUGUGUUUUGUUGUCUCCUCACAGGCCUCAUUCUGAAGAAGCUGUUGCACACUGGGAACUCUUUAAAGGUACAUCAGAGUGGUCCUUCAUUCGUCAGUAGCAUCUCCAGUAGCCAACCUGCCUCUCUACAUGUAGUACUUCUGUUUUUGCUGUUAUCUUCCUCUUUCGCAAUGGUGUUGACUGCUAUGGGUAUUUGGUAAUAGUAUGCUCCUAGAAAUAGAAAGGCUAGAUUAUAUUUCUAUUAGUAUGUUCCUGACUGUGUCUCUCAACCUCUGUAGAUCCGAAGGGAGGGUGUGCGUCUGUUCCUGCUAUGGAUGCAGGCCUUGCAGGGCAACGCACUGAGAGAGCAGCUAUGGAUCUUUGCCUGCCUGAUCCCUGGCUUCCCAUCUCCCCAGUCAGAGCUGGGCCCUCGAACCCUGGCCAACCUGGUCAACCCCCCUCACAGCCUCCAGGAGAGUUAGUAUCUCUACACCCAUCACCUUGCUAGUGACUGUAGUUAUUAGGAAAUAUCUUGAGGUUGACUGUUAUGCAGCGUAAACAUAUCUCAGAUUCAAACUCAUAUGGCCAAUGUCAAACCUAAUUAUCAUUCAAGCCCAUGGGGCUGAUGUUCCCAUGGGGCUGAUGUUCCCAUGGGGCUGAUGUUCCCAUGGGGCUGAUUCUUGUGCUUUUCAUUCUUUUUAUCUCCUCGUUUAUUUAUUUAGCUUCUUCUUCCAUUCCUUCAGCUCAAGUGACUCCAGAAGAGAUCAGUCCCCUGGUCCCUCCUCAGUCAGGGGAUAAAGCCCAGGAAGACCUCACAGGAUACUUUCUGGAGGCUCUUCUGAAAUACAUGGUAAACCAGGUACUCUUCCCUUAAUUACUAACACUGUAAACAUGCAUGGAUGCAAUAUUACCUACUACCUACCAGCGAGCCUUUUGAGAUGGGCAUCUGUCUGUCUGCAUGCUGAGAUUGGCAAGUGCAAAUGACCGUAAUCCCCUGAAUGUUAAAUCACCCAAAAUGGACACAAGCAGUACUUCAGUUCAAACUGUAACGGGAUCAACAACAUAGCUCAUAUGUUUAGCUCAUACACAUUAUUAACGCUGAGUUGCAUCUGCAUGCUUUUGCUGCAGUGUACUGUAUGCUCACACACACACACACACACACACACACACACACACACACACACACACACACACACACUGAGUUAACAGCUGCGCUGCUCUCUCCCUCCCUGUCUCUGGUCCUGUCUCUGGUCCUGUUUCUGUAAUGCUCUUUGUUAACAUUGGUCUCUUGUUGUUGUCUUUCCCCCUGCAGGCCAAAAGUCUGGAGUGGAAGUGUAAAGACAACCACGAGAAGGGCUUUGCAUUCCUGUUUGGAAACUUCAAGAAGUAUUACCUGCCACACAUAUUCCCCAACUUCUCCAAGGAGACCAGUUUGUACCAUCCCUUACUGGGUGAGGAGACUAAUUUGAAUCAGUAUGAGCUAAAGAAACAGAUAGUUAUUUGUUUAGAUACAUUGUAAAGCUGAUUCUUAGCUUUGCAUUUUACUAUAGUGGUGCAGUGUGCAUAGAAGUACAUUGAUACCCUUUGAUACUACUGAGCCGAGCUGGCCUGGUUAUACAUCAACCAUAUACUUGAACCACGCUGGAAAGGAAACAUCAAAGCCAGCACAGUACGGGUUGGGUCAACACAAUGGUGUGAAAAGGGGAAUAGCGAUACAUCUGCAUUCUCUAUUCAACCUCUCUCCGUCUGUCCCCCCUCCAGAGGUUCCUUCGAUGAGACCAAAGCCUUACUACAGUGUGGUGAAGAGAGACCCCGAGACCAACGAGGCAGUGUACUGUACCAAGGAGAGCCUCCUCAACGCCCGCGUUAUCUUCAUCCGCUGGCUGGUGUCCUUCUGGCUGGAGCCACGCUCCAACACUGGAACACACAUCCCCGGGGUGGACGGAGAGAGGGAGAUUGUUCCAAAGAACAUCCAGGUAAUCACCGUAUACACACCUGAAGGGAAAGUUUGCCAGGGUUAGCACAACGUAUAUAUUAUAUCUAGGAAUCAUAUAGAGAGCGUGCCAAAAAACAUCCAGGUUGGCCAUGCAGGCAGAGGUAUGCAGGGUUAGCAUAACUAUAUCUUUACAUUAAACACUGCCUCUGGGACAGCUUUUGAGUUGUGAUACAGUUGAAGUCGGAAGUUUAUAUACACCGUAGCCAAAUACAUUUAAUCUCAGUUUUUCACAAUUCCUGACAUUUAAUCCUAGUAAAAAUUCCCUGUUUUAGGUCAGUUAGGAUCACCACUUUAUUUUAAGAAUGUGAAAUGUCAGAAUAAUAGUAGAGAGUGAUUUAUUUCAGCUUUUAUUUCUUUCAUCACAUUCCCAGUGGGUCAGAAGUUUACAUACACUCAAUUAGUAUUUGGUAGCAUUGCCUUUAAAUUGUUUAACUUGGGUCAAACGUUUCGGGUAGCCUUCCACAAGCUUCCCACAAUAAGUUGGGUGAAUUUUGGCCCAUUCUUACUGACAGAGCUGGUGUAACUGAGUCAGGUUUGUAGGCCUCCUUGCUCGCACACGCUUUUUCAGUUCUCCCCACAAAUGUUCUAUAGGAUUGAGGUCAGGGCUUUGUGGUGGCCACUCCAACACCUUGACUUUGUUGUCCUUAGGCCAUUUUGCCACAACUUUGGAAGUACGCAAGGGGUCAUUGUUCAUUUGGAAGACCCAUUUGCGACCAAGCUUUAACUUCCUGACUGAUGUCUUGAGAUGUUGCUUCAAUAUAUCCACAUAAUUGUCCUUCCUCAUGAUGCCAUCUAUUUUGUGAAGUGCACCAGUCCCUCCUGCAGCAAAGCACCCCCACAGCAUGAUGCUGCCACCCCCGUGCUUCACGGUUGGGAUGGUGUUCUUUGGCUUGCAAGCACCCCCUUUUUCCUCCAAACAUAACGAUGGUCAUUAUGACCAAACAGUUCUAUUUUUGUUUCAUCAGACCAGAGGACAUUUCUCCAAAAAGUAAGAUCUUUGUCCCCAUGUGCAGUUGCAAACCGUAGUCUGGCUUUUUUAUGGCGGUUUUGGAGCAGUGGCAUUUUCCAAGCUGUUUAAAGGCACAGUCAACUUCUGACCCACUAGAAUUGUGAUACAGUGAAAUAAUAUGUCUGUAAACAAUUGUUUGAAAAAUUACUUGUCAUGCACAAGGUAGAUGUCCUAACCGACUUGCCAAAACUAGUUGGUUAACAAGAAAUGUUGUGGAGUGAUUGAAAAACGAGUUUUAAUGGCUCCAACCUAAGUGUAUGUAAACUUCAGACUUCUCUGUGGGAUAUACUAGUGAACCUCCAACUCAUGCAUUGUGUUACAUACAUUUCCAGGCCUUAUGGAAGCUAUAAUGGUGGUUGUGUUUCUCUGGUUGUGUUCCAGAGGGCAGCAGCAGGGCUGGCAGCGCGGGGACAUGGCCUGGGGGAGGACCUGGGCCCCAGUGCAGACAGCCUGGACAGAGGGAUGGGGUGUGAGCAGGAGCAGUCCCACUCCAACACCUCCACCCUGACGGAGAGGGAGCCCAGCUCCUCCAGCCUGUGUAGUAUGGACGAGGAGCACCUCACUGACAUGGAGGUGGUGAGACGAGUCCUCUGUUCCUCCAGGACCAACGUCAACUUCAUCACCGAGAUCUUCCGACAGGUACAGCACACUUACUCACACGCACAGUACAUUGUGUAUUGCUGGUUUCCCUUUUGGAUCAAUAAAGUUCUAUUACUACUAUGUUCUAAAUACCCCUGUAAAAGUAUGGUAUUGUGUGGCUGUAUGCUCCACAGAGAGCAAAGAAGAUAGCAUUGAUGUAUUGUCCUCUCUUCUCAGGCCUUCCUGUUGCCGAUGUGUGAGGCUGCAGCCAUGAGGAAGGUGGUGCGGGUGUACCAGGAAUGGUUCGCCCAGGAGGACAAGCCUGUGUUUAUGAGGGUGCCGGAGGAAGAGAGGUUCUUUCCCAUGGCUGGAGGGGUCAACCUAGAGCCUGUACCCCAGCAGGACACUGAGAAGGAGGAGGAGGUGAGAGCUGGGGCUCUGGGUGGGGGAGGAUGGAAGCACCAGGGUCCACUAAGGAAAACAUUUAGCAAUGGAAACGAAAAUGACUCCAGGUAUUCACUCCUUGUUUCAGUCUGUUUUCUUACGUUUGGUAUCUAAUGAACACAACCCUCAACAAAGAUAAGUAGGUACACAUGAUGGAGCCUGUCUUCAUGGUCUCUCAGUCUAACACUUGUUGUGUAUGUCUUUCUGUGUCCUCAGGGGGUGAAUAAAGUGUCUGAGAAAGAGCUGCUGGAGUACAGUGUGCAUGCCGGUGUUCAGCCCACUCUACAGGUAUUUUCUAUUGGCCAACACAUACACACACACACACACACACAUUAUGCUAAAUAGGCAACCACAUAAAUUCUGGAAUGAUCACUAACUUCCAUCCGAUACUGUCUAGUUCUUCACCACUGCCAUCUCCCCCUCUCUCUUCCACCCCAGGUGUUUGUCACCAACUCGGCCAAUGUUUUUCUGCUGGAGCCGGCCAACGAGCUCAAGAUGUUGCUGGAGGAACAUGUUGACAUGUGCAAGAGAGUCCUCAACAUCUACCGCAGCCUGGUCAUGCAUGAAACCAUGGACCAGAAGACAUGGUACAGCACCACAAUACUACUUGCUAACACUGAGCAGCGUAUUUGUUCUAAUGGGGAAGCAUAGCAUACAUUUAUGGCCAGACCCAAUUUGCCCCCUACCACUCCCAUUACCCCUAACCCUUCAAUGUUCGCAGAUCUGAAGGGUCUGGUUAGGUCUACAUGACCAAAAGUAUGUGAACACCUGCUCGUUGAACAUCUCAUUCCAAAAUCAUGGGCGUUAAUAUGGAGUUGGUCCCGCUUUGCUGCUAUAACAGCCUCCACUCCUCUGGGAAGGUUUUCCACUAGAUGUUGGAACAUUGCUGCGGGGACUUGCUUCCAUUCAGCCACAAGAGCAUUCAUGAGGUCGGUUACUGAUGUUGGGCGAUUAGGCCUGGCUCGCAGUCGGUGUUCCAAUUUAUCCCAAAGGUGUUCGAUGGGGUUGAGGUCAGGGCUCUGUGCAGGCCAGUCAAUUUCUUCCACACCGAUCUCGACAAACCAUUUCUGUAUGGACCUCACUUUGUGCACGGGGGCAUUGUCAUGCUGAAACAGGAAAGGGCCUUCCCCAAACUGUUGCCACAAAGUUGGGAGCACAGAAUUGUCUAGAAUAUCAUUGUAUGCUGUAGCGCUAAGAUUUCCCUUCACUGGAACUAAGGAGCCUAGCCCGAACCAUGAAAAACAGCCCUAGACCAUUAUUCCUCCUCCACCAAACUUUACAGUUGGCACUAUGCUUUCGGGCAGGUAGCGUUCUCCUGGCAUCCGCCAAACCCAGAUUUGUCCGUCGGACUGCCAGAUGGUGAAGUGUGAUUAAUUACUCCAGAGAACGCGUUUCCACCUCUCCAGAGUCCAAUGGCGGCGAGCUUUACACCACUCCAGCCGAUGCUUGGCAUUGCGCAUAGUGAUCUUAGGCUUGUGUGUGGCUUCUCGGCCAUGGAAACCCAUUUCAUAAAGCUCCGACAAACAGUUAUUGUGGUAAUGUUGCUUCCAGAGGCAGUUUGGAACUCGGUACUGAGUGUUGCAACCGAGGACAGGCUAUUUUUACGCGCUUCAGCACUCGGCGGUCCCAUUCUGUGAGCUUGUGUGGCCUACCACUUCGCGGCUGAGCCGUUGUUGCUCCUAGACGUUUCCAGUUCACAAUAACAGCACUUACAGUUGACCGGGGCAGCUCUAGCAGGGCAGAAAUUCGACAAACUGACUUGUUGGAAAGGUGGCAUCCUAUGAUGGUGCCACAAUGAAAGUCAAUGAGCUCUUCAGUAAGGCCAUUCUACUGCCAAAGUGUGUCUAUGGAGAUUGCAUGGCUGUGUGCGCGAUUUUAUACACCUGUCAGCAACGGGUGUGGCUGAAAGAGCCGAAUCCACUAAUUUUAUGGUGUCCACAUACUUGUGUAUUUAUUGUGUAUAAGCAGUGUAGUGGGGGAGCUUACACUUUUGCUUUACACCUGCAGAAAGGCCUCCUCAGCAGGGUUGGAAUAAACCGUAAACAUCCAAUUUUCAGGGAUACAGUAUCUUCAAACUAGCUUCCUUUUCCCCUGAAAACUGGAUUCAGGGACACCGCUCAGGCGUUUCUUUUACGCCUGCUAUGUUAGGUUAGGGCAGUCCUUCUCAAAUAGUGGGGCGCGCCCCCCUGGUGGGGCUCGGAGCGAUGCCAGGGGGGGCGCGUGUGACCCCGGGGAACAUGCAUUUUUUUGUACACUGUCGCCAGACGUAUAAAUGACAUUGCUAACGAUCUUAAAGAACAGCUGGUAGAUAAACUCAAAGACAAAUGUUUUGCCUUACAGUUCGAUGAAGCAACUGACAGCAACAAAGACUGUUUGUUUAUCGCUUAUGUACGUUUUGACAUGACAAACUCCCUGUGUGAGGAUCUACUUUUUUGUAAAUAUGUCAGAGACAGAGCCAUAGCUGAAGAGCUAUUCAAAAUGCUGGACUGCUUCCUGACUGAGAAUGGGCUAAAGUGGGAGAACUGCAUUGGUGUUUGCAGUGAUGGUGCACAGACCAUGGCAGGGAUGAGAAAAGGACUUCGGGCACUCAUCAAGAAGGCCUCAUCUAAUGCUGAGUGGACACACUGUGUUAUACACAGAGAAGCACUGGCAUCAAGGCACCUUUCCUCUGAAUUAAGUGAGGUUAUGACUGACAUUGUAGGUGUAGUCAAUUUUAUAAAGACCAGACCACUAAAAACAAGAGUCUUCUCUGCUAUCUGUGAGGAGAUGGGAGCUGAACAUCAAGCUGUGCUGUUUCACAGUGAAGCAAGGUGGCUGUCACAAGGAAAAGUCUUGUCCACAGUUUUUGAGCUCAGAGAGCAGAUAAGAAUGUUUUCGGAGCAGGAGCACAAGUAUGACCUCGCAGAAAAUUUUUGUGAUGAGAACUUCCUGGCAAAACUGGCCUACCUGAGUGACAUAUUUGGAAAGCUAAAUGAACUAAAUCUACAGCUUCAAGGGAAAGAUAAACACCUCCCUCAGGUCACAGACAAGAUCAGCUCUUUCACUCGAAAGCUUGCAAUGUGAGGCAGGCGACUUGAUGAAGGAAAUACUGAUUCAUUCGAGAACCUGCAUGAAUUUGUUGACACUACUGACUAUGAUGCCACCUCAGUGAUUCCAUAUAUUAAGGAGCAUAUUUCAUCACUGAUGGGAUUCUUUAAACAGUACUUCCCUGAAAACAGUUCCCAAUAUGACUGGGUGAGAGAUCCUUUCAAUGCACCAGCUCCAACUGGUUUCAGCUCUGCAGAGGAGGACCAGUUCAUUGAUAUGACGUCUGACUCCACAUUGAGACUGAGGUUCACAUCACAUACACUGAGUGAAUUCUGGCUGAGUGUAGAGAGGGAGUAUCCACUCUUAGGGCAGAGGGCCAUGGGCAUUCUUCUUCCUUUUGCAACAUCUUAUCUUUGUGAGACUGGCUUCUCUGCUGUUGCUGCACUGAAGACCAAGUACAGGUCCCAGCUAAACAUUGAGCAGGAGCUGAGAGUUGCAGUAUCAUGCUUCAAACCCUGCUUUGAAAAGCUGUGCACUGCAAAAUGUGCUCAUUGUAGCCAUUAAUCCUGACUUCCUCAUUUUGAUUAAAAAAAAUCAGCACAAAUUGUUUUAUUCAUUUUUGUUUUAUCGGUCAAAGUGUUUCAUAUAUUGUGCUCCUGAGUUAAUGUUGCUGAUCAAUUUGAAUUUAUUAUUAUUUAUUGAUUAUAUUUAAUUUUAUUUUUCAGUAUCAAAUGGUCAAAAAAUGUUUACAGUUUAAAUAAGGUUGUUGUAAGUUGAUCUAUAUUUUUUUCUUUUUUCUUUUUUUGUUUUCUUUAAUGUUAAUAAGGAUACAAUGUUAUUCAGAGGUGUACUUAUAACAAUUUUAUAGACAAAUUAUACUAUUUACAGUCGCGGCGGAGAGUUGGGGGGUGCGAAAUGUUUACUUCUUCCUAGGGGGGGCGUAACAGAAAAUAAUUGAGAAGCACUGGGUUAGGGCCAAGGUGGAGGGGUAGGGACUUUCCACUCUUUGUGAAACAUGAGGUAUCCCUAUGUGACCACUACUCUUCUAGUGUCUGUCUGUGCGUCUGCAGGGAGCAGAUCUUGUUGGUGCUGCUGAGGGUGACCGAGUGUGUGAUGAAGAGACCUCCCUCCAUCAUGCCCCACGGCAAGAAGAUCAUGACCCUCUCUGGGAGGCUGGCCGGGGCCGUCUUUCAGGUACCCAGCGUAGCACUCACAACAUACAGUGGUUGUGUCCCAAAUGGCACCCUGUUCCCUAUAUGGUGCACUACUUUGGAUCAGGGCCCAUGUGUCAAAAGUACUGUGCUAUAUAGGGAAGAGGAUGCCAUUUGGGACAUAUACUGUGACUAACCACAAGGGCUCUUUCUUAAUGGUAUUUUCUUGAUUCCUCAUGUCCUCUCCUUGAAUCCUCUCCUCGCUUCCCACUGACAUUUUGAAAAUAAGUUUGGGAGAGUACAGAAGAGGACACAAGGAAUCGAGCAAAGACUUUUGAGAGAGCCAUGGUAACCUUCCUCCGCAUGAGACCGAACAAAGGGAAGUUUCUACUUGUCAUGCUACUCUAUCUGUCUCUGACUCUCCUCCUCCUCUGGUAGACCUUGAUAGUGGCGUGGAUCAAAGGGAACCUGAACGUGUACAUCUCCAGGGAGCUGUGGGACGACCUGCUGGCCGUGCUGUCCUCGCUCACCUGCUGGGAGGAGUUGGUCACAGAGUGGUCCCUUACCAUGGAAACGCUCACCAAGGUUCUGGCCCGCAACCUGUACAGGUAACGACAGGAGAGAAUGUGCUAAACACACAUACUGUGGAAGGCACAAGCCCAAGCAUUUUGUUAAGACAUGUUGUAAAGAAAAUACAGGAAAACUUCAAUUAAUAGCCCGGGCAGUUAUUUGAUAAAAUCACUAAACACAAUAGGUGCUUAUUAGAGACCGGCUUCUAUUUGAGCCAGGAGUCCAUUUCUUUAAUGCACACAGCUUUGGUUCAUUUUCAUAGUUAAUUGUUUAAUUCCAGCAUUCACUUCCAGCAUUUUAAUCAAUUUCUUCAUUUCCUGCACUAAUGUGUUAUCUGUUACACACUGUCACGUUUAUUUUGUCUUAGUAUGCCUCUAUUAUAUAAAAUAACUUACAGAAAAUAAUCCUUGACAGAAUAAUUAUUCAACUCUUUGACUGCAUGUUCGGCAGUUCUUACGUUCACCAACAGAGGGCGAUCAGACGAUUUCUGGGGGUCUAUACUUUUGAAGUUGUUGAUUGUUUUUGUGCUUGCCAGUUAGCUAGCAGUUCUCAGCUGUUAGCAGCCAAUGGCUAGCAGUUUCUUACUGGCGAUAAAAACGGAUGAUUGCCAUCAUUUUUUCAAGUCAUUGCUGAAUUAUUUAAUGUUUAUUUAUUUAAUUAACAAAUCAAACAUUAAACCUCGUAAACAAUUAAUGGUUGUUCACGAUAGCCUUGUAAACAAUUCAUUUAGACCCAGCGUUUAUUUGAAACAGGCAUUUAUUUUCUGAAAUGUGUGCCAUUGCCUGGCUAUUAAAAGGGACAGGUGGCUAUUUGAGACUGCGUUUUAAUUGAAGUUUUAUGGUAAUAUUAAACAGAGGUUCAAUUUGUAUUGGAAUCAAAGUAAGUGCUGGCCCCUUUUUAAAUGUUUUAUUUUCUUCCAUAACCUGUACAGUCUGGACCUCAACGAGCUGCCCCUGGACAAGCUGAGCGAACAGAAACAGAAGAAACACAAGGGAAAAGGUACAACUCUCACUGAUUUACUCAAUCUGACGACACACACUGCUUCCUCUCUCCAUCACUCUCUCCCAGUGGUGUACUGGAGGGUAUACGCAGGUAUACGCCGUAUACCCACUUAUAUUUCCGUGGGCAUUGCGUAUACUCACUUCUUAAUACCCACUGAUUGGUAACAAAGUAGUGUAGUGGAGGAAUACGCCAAUUCAAUUAAUAAGGCUGAUGGAACAGAUCAGAAUGUUUAGCUUAUAAUUUUGAUAAACGAUUAUUUCUCCACAUUUAGGCGCAGCAGUGUACCGACGGCGGUAGGCCUUUGCGUGAAUGUUCCAAAAUGAAAUUGGCGGGAAACCGCUGUUCUAAAAUGUGCACCGCACAUACGAGCGGUUUCAUGGACAGAGAUGGAAAUAUCUGUUAGAAAUUUAGAAAGGGGGGAUUUAAAUAUGCAAAAAGCAUCAUGGAUUGCUAAUAUGACUACGAUAAUGCAUUUGGCUGCUAGACAAUGAAAGAAAGUUGAUAGAAAGUCAAUAGAACAGGAGAAAGCAUAUGACUAAGUCUAUAUACGUUUCUAUCGUGGGAUUUUGGCUAUAGGCUACUUUCAAGUAAGGUAAGAAUAUGAAGUAAAACGGCCAGGUUUCAAACAAUGAAGAACCAUCUUCUGGUAGAAGGAAAUGCUUUCCCAAAAACCUUCUCAAUCCAGUACCCAUUUAUUUUGGGAACUGCAAUUUGUGUGCUACAGAAACAAUGCUAACCAAACAACAGUGCUAGGUGCCUGCACACUUCCACCAUCACUCUCUCCAUCACUCACUCCAUCACCCAUCACUAUCUCCAUCACUCUCUCCAGCGCUCUCUCCGCCUGUCUCUGCCUGUCUAGGCCUGUCUCUCUCGUUCCCUCUCCCUCCCUCCCGUUCUAUUUUUUAACACCACAGAGACGUUCCAACCUGUACCCUAUCUUUGCCUCUCUGUGUUGGUCGCUAGGGGGCGCUCACGAGGGCCAGAAGAUGGCUGUGGACCAUUCGUUCUCUAAGGGCUGGAGCAGGGACCAGCCUGGGAGCGGUCAGGCAGCAGCCAUGAGGCAGCGCAGUGCCACCACCGCUGGCUCCCCGGGCAUGGAGAAGGCCAGGAACAUCAUACGCCAGAAGACUGUGGGUUAGUGUCACAGCCAUCAUAUUUAUCAGAGGAAACUACAUGUCUACAUAUUGUCUUAACCUCUUUAAGAUAUAUUUUCAUGGAUUAUUUAAAAUGCUGUAUGUAAUGGUUUCAGUAGAUCUAUGUACGUGGCACAUUUGACUAAGGUUUUGGUGUAAUGGUCAAUGCUGCUAUAAUGCUGCUAUACUGCUAUUAACUGUCAUCAAAUGUAUCUAGGCAAGUUAUUCUUAUUUUAGCCAUUUAUACAUAAUAAUUGAAAUGGGAAAUCAGUACCGUGUGGGAGUCCUCCAGUGAAGACUGUUUCAACUGAGCUUGUGGGUUGUGUGGGUACAUGGAGGGCUCUGUGACCUGGCUCCUGAGGUACAGACAGACAGCAGCUUUGCCUUUUCCUAGUCCUCCUCUCUCUGAAGGUCACUGCUCUCUGCCUUGCGCUCACUGUCCUCAAUUUCUCCUCUCACUUUCUCACCUUCCUCCUCUCUCUCCCCUUUUUACCUUCCUCAUCUUUCUAAACUCCUUAUUUUCUAUCCAUUUCCUCUCUGUCUCUAUUCCAUGACCCCUACCCUUCUUUAUUUUCUCUUCCCUCUCUCCUCUUCUUCCCCCCUUCCUUCUUUUACCUCCCCUUCCUCCUUUCUCUCCUUCUUCUUCUCCUCCCUUCUCUCUCCUCUCUGUGUGGCGUCCGUCCGUCCCUCAGCCCUGCGUAGCUGCUCUACGGGUGACAGCCUCCUGUCCCAAGCCUUUAUCCGCAGCGCUAAAAGUGCCCCUGUCCUGAUCCAUCCUCUCCACCCUCUCCUGUCUGACUCUGUCCUCACUUCCCUAGCUGACGAGCUGGCAGGUAGAGCCCACUACUCUAUGCCUGUACCUGUGCCUCCAUCUCUAGCUGUCCCUGUGUAUCUACCUGUAUCCCCCCUCCACCCACUUCACUUCUUCACUCACUAUCUGUAUGUUCUUGUCUGUCUUUGCAUAUUGUUUGUGUGCUUGCCUUUGCUUGUGACUCCACACAGCCUGCUUGUCUUGGUGUGUUUUUGAGCUCUUGUUUGCUUCUUUCAUAAAAUCAAUAUUUCUCUCAGGCCUAGACUCUGGGGGUGUGUUGUUGUUGUUGUUUCUGAAUCACUAUUUAAUAUCCUUCUCAGAUCCAAACAGUUUUCCCUGCAUGUGGUUUGGUGUGCAUCUCUAGACCCUAUCAAUUUAUGAUUUUGAUGGCUUCUGCUAAAAAAUGACAGUUAUUGUCAACCCAUUUUUUGGAUGAAUUCUCAUUUGUUCUUAUUGAUGUAUUUUAAUUUGUCUGUUUCCUCUGCUGCAGCUGUUUUGGCUUUAAUGAUAUGGAAAUGAUUGGAUGCAACUUAAAUAUGAUUCUAUUAACCAUGAAAAGGAAUGCAGUUUUUGCCAUGUUUUGUCUGCCAUGUUAUUGCAUGGACUUGGUUGGUGCUCUUGGGUACAGCGAUAUUGUGUUAGAGUAAACCAUUAAUACAAACUUGCCUAUUGGGCCGACUAAAUUCAAUCACCUGCUCAUUUAAUCCUUUACACAGAUGUACAGUGGAUUCACAAAGUAUUCAGACCCCUUCCCCUUUUCAACAUUUUGUUACGUUACAGCCUUAUUCUAAAAUGGAUUAAAUAGAUUUUUCCUUAUCAAUCUACACACAAUACCCCAUAAUGACGAAGCAGGAAUAUUUGCAAAUUUAUUAAAAAUAAAAAACAGAAAUUCCUUAUUUACAUAAGCAUUCAGACCCUUUGCUAGGAGACUUGAAAUUUAGCUCCGGUGCAUCCUGUUUCCAUUGAUCAUCCUUGAUGUUUCUCCAACUUGAUUGGAGUCCGCCUGUGGUAAAUUCAACUGAUUGGACAUGAUUUGGAAAGGCGCACACCUGUCUAUAUAAGGUCCCACAGUUGACAGUGCAUGUCAGAGCCAAAACCAAGCCAUGAGGUCGAAGGAAUUGUCCGUAGAGCUCUGAGACAGAAUUGUGUGGAGGCACAGAUCUGUGGAAGGGUACCAAAACAUUUCUGCAGCAUUGAAGGUCCCCAAGAACACAGUGGCCUCCAUCAUUCUUAAAUGGAAGAAGUUUGGAACCACCAAGACUCUUCCUAGAGCUGGCCGCCCGGCCAAACUGAGCAAUCGGGGUAGAAGGGCCUUGGUCUGGGAGGUGACCAAGAACCCGAUGGUCACACUGACAGAGCUUCAGAGUUCCUCUGUGGAGAUGGCCUUCCAGAAGGUCAACCAUCUCUGCAGCACUCCACCAAUCAGGCCUUUAUGGUAGAGUGGCCAGACGGAAGCCACUCCUCAGUAAAAGGCACAUGACAGCCCGCUUGGAGUUUGCCGAAAGGCACCUAAAGGACUCUCAGACCAUGAGAAAGAAGAUUUUCUGGUCUGAUGAAACCAAGAUUGAACUCUUUGGCCUGAAUGCCAAGUGUCACGUCUGGACAACGACCCUAAGCACACAAUCAAGACAACGCAGGAGUGGCUUCGGGACAAGUGUCUGAAUGUUCUUUAGUGGCCCAGCCAGAGCCAGGACUUGAACCCGAUCGAACAUCUCUGGAGAGACCUGAAAAUAGUUGUGCAGCGAUGCUCCCCAUCCAACCUGACAGAGCUUGAGAGGAUCUGCAGAGAAUAAUGGGAGACACUCCCCAAAUACAGGUGUGCCAAGCUUGUAGCGUCAUACCCAAGAAGACUCAAGGCUGUGAUAUUUCAGUUUUUUAUUUUUAAUAAAUGUCACAUUUCAAAAAAAACUGUUUUCGCUUUAUGGGGUAGAUUUAUGAGGAAAAAAACAAUUUAAUCAAGUUUAGAAUAAGGCUGUAACGAAACAAAAUGUGGAAAAAGUCGAGGGGUCUGAAUACUUUCCAAAUGCACUGUAUAGGCAGUUAUAGACAUGCAAUGCCCACAGAAGAUGGUUAUGAACGCAAGUCUGCCAACUAUAUGUGAUCAUAUUGCUGGACCACGGUGUGGUGAAUGUUACUGAUCCAUUUCCUUCGCUGUGUUUUCCUGUACGUAGAGUUGGUAGGACCCCUCUCCAGUGAGCUGUGCCCUGUGUGUCCCCUCUCUGUCCAGAUACGGAGGACCCCCCCAUCGCCAUGGCCUCUCGGGCCCCCAGGAUCCGCCACUGCUCCCAGAGUGAGAAUAACCCAGCCUCGGACGUGUUCUCAGCAUCCAGUGACCUGGAACCCCAGGGGCCCCCGCUCCCCCGCAGCAGCAGCGCUUCCGACAUCAUGGAGCCCUUCAUCGCUGAGAGGGUCAAAGGUGCACUUCCUGUCCCCGACAGUCCCCCCUCUCACCCCACCACCACCGCUGUCUUUGCCCACCGCCACCACGCCUACCACCCCCCUUGCUCCUCCCGGAGCCACUCCUUGCACCCCCCCACAGCCCCAGGUAGCAGGGUGGCCUCUCUGGAGGUGGGGGAUAGCAUCUAUGACCAUCUGUGGCAGAUGAUAGGCCCCCGCCCCCCUGCCCCUGACUGGACGUGUGGUGGAGCCCCCUUCUCCUCCACCCUCACCCAGUCCUCUGAGAGAGAGGAUGAGGGGGAGACUGAGGGGGAGGAGGACCUACUUAGCUCUCUCAGGGAGUACCUGAUGCACAUAACCCUGGAGGAGGGAGGUGGAGUGGGGGAGAGGGGCGGCCCUAGUGAGGCUGUGCAGGGUAGCGCUGUGGCGGUACAGUCAGGGUCACAGCAGGUCAGGAGACAGGUCCAGGUAAGGCAGCAGAGCAGCUUAAACUUAGCAGAAGAGGACAGUACAGAGGCAGAGCAGCAGCCUGCUGAGAGGAGCAUCUAUGAGUGUUUGGAACAGAGUGAUGACUGGGAGCUGACCAGCAGGGGGAGCUCUAGCCUAGACCAGCAGGUAACUACUCAGGGCACAGAGAAUAGGGAAGAGCCCCAGUUGGUCAGGCAAGAUGCCACAGAGUGUGAGUAUAAUAACGAGACAGGAGGUUCAGGCCAACAGGCCCCUCAGCCCCAGCAGCAGUCCCACUCCCUCAACCUCCACCACUCCCUCAAGCCCAGGCUGGUCCGGGGUAGGCCCAAAAAGCGCCAUGGGGACGGGGGAGGGGUGCACGUCAGCUUCCGGCCCUCCACAGAGUCUGUCCAGUUCCACAACCCUCUAGACUCCAAGGAGGCCCACUGGAGGACCAGGUUGCGCCGCCUCAGCCACUUCAGUAGCCACUCUGUAGGAGGGGUGGGGUCUGGAGGGGCUGGGGCAGGGGUGGGGGAAUCAAAGGGCAAAGUGAGGUCAGGAGGGGAGGGGGCGUGCAGAAGCAGGGAGCAGCCGGAGCGGGAGGCCAGUGGAGUGGGGGGUCAUGUGACAGGGCCAGGGCGUGUCCGUCUGGGGCGCUCCUCCCUUCGGCUCCGCGGGACCCGUUCCAGGUCCCAGGAUGUGGAGUCAGGGAUCAGUCCUUCUCGGCAGCAGCAGGGGGCUCUGUUGGGCGGUGUGUAUAAAUCUGUGGUCCAUGCUCUCUCCAAGCCCAAGGCCCACGCCUCCGGCUCCGCGUCCCCACAGCAGCACAGCAAAGCCCCCGGCGGGGCCACAGAGGCGCCCCUGAGGGACCUGUACACUCAUGUAUUGGGCUAUUUUGGAAAGAAAGCACCAGGUGAGAGACUUGAGGAGCGUCGCUGUGCUCCAAGGCACUUCCACAACAUGGAAAACAAAACUACAAAAUAAAAAUAAAACACAAAGCACCACCGUUCUAUCUCCUCCAUCUUUUUCAGUUUUUUAAUUAACUGUUUGAUUUUUUGCUGAAUGCGGAUUGAAAUGAAGCUAUUUUUUUUGUCUUUCCUGUUUUAAAGUAGCAGACACGAUCCCAAAAAAGAACCAAAGCCCGGCCGAAGGCCCCCCCUCCCCUCCUCCUGGGACGGCUCUCCCCUCCUCCUCCUCGUCCUACAGCUUCUUGGACUAAAUCUCUGCUGCCCCUCCUCUUUAUUCCCUGAAUGCUGCAUGCGGCCUCACACCUCCCCCUCAGCCUUCUCUUUCAGAGCAACACAACACCAUACAGGACCACACAUUCACUGCACACACUGAGGCCAAAUCUACAGGCAGAACAAGCUAUCUAACUCAUUUACAUUUGAUAAAUUCACACAGAAUACAUACAGUGUAGCAUUAUAAUGUCCUCUGAAGUCCUUUGCUUCCAUAUAUACAUGAAACUGGGAAAUGUGUCUGUGUCCUCAAGUCUUCGCUGAUGCUCUAACAACAACAUGUCAAUAUACCUCCAAACAGUUGGGGGCAGUAUAAACGUUCUGAUGGAGAAUAGGAUUUCAGCACCACGCAUUGAGCUGGACCCUCUUGAGUCACCUCAAUGACAACGCUACCACAAAGUCCAAUGUCUCUUUUCUUUUUUCUUCCACUAAAUUUCACUGUAGUAGCUAGAUAGUAUUUUAACAUUGACUGUUGACACAGCUUGCCAUAAUUUUGUGUUAGCAGAACAUGUAGUAGUGGCUUCUUAGGGCAGUAGAAACACACGUUUUUAAUGGCAGCUCACUAGUUUAGAACUAAAACACAGUUGAAAGUUCAGACUAACCAGAGAAAUGUUGAGUCACGUGGGCGGGAUGGGGACAUACUCUAUGCCCUCUGCUUCUCUCUGACAAUCCAGCCCAACAUAUAAGUGAAUAUAAUAGCUGUUUAUUCAUGUAUCAUGGCCUUCAUAUGUAUGCUGCCUCAUCUUUCAGUGUCCCUCGUCUACCCAGUUAACACACUCACCGACUGGCCGCUCCCUCACCUAACCACAGUGCAGUUUACAUAGCUAGACUAAUCUCUGUUCUGUGGUGUGCUGUACUCAUGGCCUGGACAAAACAAGGUUCUCUCUCUCUCUCGCUCUCUCUCUCGGUCUCUCUCUCUCUCUGUCUCUGUCUCGGACUGCAUGCAUGUGAGUAACUCCUGCAUCGCUUUACUGGUUGGACUCAGUUGUGUUGGUUGGAUUUUCUUUAAGGUUGUUCCGUUGAGCAUUGUGCAGCAGUUACCUUCAUUCUUAAUCUCUAUAUAACAGCACAUACAACACCACAGUUACCUUACUUUAUUGACUGAUACUGUUACACAGGCAUACAUUUAUGAACUUAACAUUCUCCACAGCCUAUAGGAAUGACAUGCAUUCAAGAUUUUAGUCCAAUGGUCUUGUAUUGUGUUGAGGAGAUCUGUAUGAUAGGAAUGUGAAGAGGCUUGUAGUUGUGUGUGUCAGUGCUGUGUGUGUCAGUAUCUACUGACAGUGGGGUGAAGUGUAUGUAUUUUGCUCUCUGCCUGAACACAGCCAACAAAGAGGACCCUUGUCAGACGAUGCGGGCUGUGUCCAGUGAUAACGGCAACCAAAACUUUGGAGACCUGAUGGACGAAUUUAUCCAAGAGCGUCUGCGAGCGAGAGGCUCCUCUGUAAGUCACCCUUCUAUUUUCUUUCUUUCUUUUUCAUUUCUCACACACACACACACAAUUUAUGAGCUGAGUGAAUAAGUGAAUGUUCUCAGCUCAUGCUCCCUAAAUGUUUAGUCCAAACAUCAGAGUACGAACUUCUCCUUUAUACCUCUCACUCUCUCUCCCCUCUCUACCGCUCUCUGCAGGGCAUGACCAGGCGUGGCAGUAGCCCCGGUAGUGUGGAGAUCCCCAAAGACCUGCCGGAGCUCCUGAACCGUCAGAACGCCACACGGCCCGUGGACGACCCCGGCGUGCCCUCUGAGUGGACCUCCCCCGCCAGCGCCAGCAGCAGCGACGUCAUCAGCUCCGACAGCCAAUCAGACUCCUUCAACGCCUUCCAGUACGCCAACUGCAAGUUUGAAAGUAAGUGACGUCACCACAGCUGACGUCACAUCUCGUUAAAUCAGUGACUCGUGUUUGAAAUGUUUUUGAGGAUAACACAAGUUAUAAAUCAUGAUUAUAUCAGUUAGCUCACGCUUGCGUUGCCUGCAUAAAAAAACCUGGUGCUGUUAACUAAGUAACAUAGUAGUGGAGUGGAUUGUAGAUUGUGCUUGACAUGCUGGAGGAGUACUCAUCGUUCUGACCACUGGGUGGCACUAUGCUGUGUUAGAUUUCAGCUCUGGUCUGGAUGUUUGUGGUGCGGGGUCGUUAGACCAGGAUAACGCUAGCCUUGGAGGAGUGCCCCAGACUGCAGAGGAACAGGAGCUGUCCAGCCUCACCACCCUGCACAUAGACUCAGAGACCAGCAGUCUGAGCCAGCAUGGCCUGUCUGCAGACACCAUCACCAUCACAGGUCAGAGCUGCAGAUUCACAAAUCAGAACACAUCGGCUUUCAAUGUCCACAUCACUCAUCCUUUUAUACAUCUUAGUGACUUUCCCACUUACAUUUAAAGAACUUUGAUCAUCUGGAAAAACGCAUAGAAAUCCAUGAUAAAAUAUGGAUUAAAUCCAAUCAAUUAUUAUUAUUCAAUGUCUACCUAAUUCAUUACAUGAAUAUCUGUGUUCCUCCCUCCAGGUUCAGAGAGUGCGUCCCCGAUGCAUUCCCUGGCUGGUUCCCGCUCCCAGACCCCGUCUCCAGCCACCCUGACCGCUGAACAUGUCGGGCUGCAGCACAAGGACCUGCAGCUGGAUGAGAAACUACAUCACUCUGUACUACACACUCCUGAUGACCUGGGUAAUACACACGCACAGAUGUGAGCGCGCACACACACACUGCUCUCCAUAGUAACUCGCUUAUCUAGUCACUACCCAAACUUAAACGGCCCCUCACCUAUCACACAACACAAACACACUACACACUGAGCCUUGCAGACACACUAACAGUGUACUCAAACGUGUCGGUCUUCUUCUCCCUCUCUCAGAAACUAGUGAGUUUCCUACAGAGGACUGCAGUGUGAUAGCCGGUGGCUCCCUGACCGGUUGGCACGCUGAUGUUGCCACGGUGAUGUGGCGGAGGAUGCUAGGCAUUCUCGGAGAUGUGAACACCAUUAAGGACCCAGAGAUCCACGCGCAGGUCUUUGACUACCUCUGUGAGCUGUGGCAGAACCUGGCCAAGGUGAGGAACCAUACGGGAAUCAAUCAGACUGUGUACUCAAUACAAGAAUGGAAGUUACUGGAUCAAUGUAUGUAAGACACCCACUCACGACAUUCACUCACUCUUUCUGUCUUUCUCGCACUCUCUCAUCUUUCUUUCUCUCUCCUAUUUCUUUCUCUCUCCUAUUUCUUUCUCUCUAUUUCUCUCUCUCUCCCUUCUUUCUCCCUCUCUCAUCAGAUCAGAGAUAAUCUGGGCAUCUCUCUGGACAACCAGUCAUCUCCUCCUCCCCCUGUCCUCAUCCCUCCCCUCCGGAUCCUCACUCCCUGGCUCUUCAAAGUAAGUAUUACCCCUCACUGUUCCAUUACAUUAGUCCUGGAAAAGACAGGUACUUCGAGGGUAACAUAUAUACAGAUACAGGCAAGCAUUCUUUUUAACAUUAUACUGAAGUGAAUAACAUAACACUUCUACUCCUGUAUCUGUGACUGUGCCACUGACUGCUUGUCCCCUGUACAGGCGACCAUGCUGGCAGAGAGGUACAAACAGGGGAAGCUACACGCCUACAAGCUCAUCUGUAAGAUCAUGAAGAGGAGGCAGGAUGUAUCGCCCAACUCAGACUUCCUCACACACUUCUACAACAUCAUGCACUGUGGCCUCAUGCACAUCGACCAGGUGUGUGUGUGUGUUUGCGUGCGCAUGUGUGCAUCUGAGAGAGCGAGACGGAGAGGAAGACUGAGAGAGUGUGUUGGCUGCAGGUAUCACUACCCUCUGUUAAAUACUGUUCCCUAUAUGUGUUCCUCAGGACAUAGUGAACACCAUCAUUAAGCACUGUUCUCCUCGGUUCUUCUCCAUCGGGCUGCCUGGAGCCACCAUGCUUAUCCUGGAUUUCAUCAUCGCAGCAAGCAGAGUCACGGCCUGCUCCUCCCUCAAUGUGAGAACAACACCACCGCAAUUCACCUUCUCUCUGAUUAUGAUAGUAAUGCACUGGAAUAGCUGUCUGUUAGGACUGACUGACUUAUUGGCUGGCUGGCUGACUGACUGACUUAAGUUUCUUCUCUUAAGUGCAGAUUCACUUUACAUUUUGAUGUGUUUUAAAUCUCCCCUCAUUUUGAAUCAGAACACUUGCUUCACCAUACUGUACACACACUUCUGGAUGCACCACACAACACCUACCCCCAGUACAGUUCAAUGAUCUGGAUGCACCCCCCCAUAUGUCUCUCUAUCAGGCCCCACGGGUGGAGGCUCAGAUCCUGCUGGGUUCUCUGGUGUGUUUCCCUAACCUAUAUGAGGAGCUGCCCGCCCUACACCCCACCACCGCUGACGUGGUCAUGACCAAGUUCAGAGACGUUAAGGUAACUGUCCUCAUGUGGGGUGGUUGGUUAACUCUAUAUUUUCAACCUGCUUUACUCUUGCUUCAGCCUAUAGGAACCGGUCCCCGGUUGAUUAUUGAAAAUGGAUUGAUUAUUCCUAUUGCAUCAUGAUUGUUUUAUUCUUUUUUAAAGACGUGGUAGUUUGUAUGAUUUUAUUGAACAGAUGGUCAGAGAGAGGGGUAUAUUGGAAAGAUAGGAGGGGGACACAGUGUGUCAAAUGGCAGUGGGCUUUGAGAUUAUUACCCACAUGACACCGGUAUUAAGGUACUGGAGGUGGCGGCACCAACCACUAGACCACUAGUAACCAUUAGACCACCCAAGCCACCUAUUGUUACACCUAUGUUGUAUCAAACCCACAUUAAAUCCAAUGACCUUUUUAUUUCUUCCGCCUGUGGUACUGAGGGAGCAGCAGCUAACUCUCUAGUGGGUGAUUAGCUAUGUCACAGGCGCCCAUUCACAGGACCUUGUUGUUAUUGUGCCGCAUGUUGUUGUUGAUUGCUGGUUAAAGACCUCAUUUCAUGCAUGAGAGUGUUUCAUAUUUGGACAGAGAAUUUCACACGAUGGCAUCUGAUAGCCUGGGUCUGGCUGUGAAUGACAAAGCGCUGGUUAAUUCAGCCAGUAGGGAGUCUGUUUUGUGUGUGUGUGUGUGUGUGUGCGCGUGCGUGCAUGUGUGAUUUAGCAGGAGAUCUGUUGUUCAAUGGAUAAUGAAACAGGCUGAUGGGUGCAUUAAUCUCUCAAUCAGUUAAUUAUUGAUUGAUUGAUCAUUUAUUGAUAGACCCUGUCAUUCGUUUCAGGAACACAUCAUCAAACACAUCCUGAGUUCAGCCAUAGAUGAGCCUUCAGCCCCAGCAAGGUAUGAAGACCAACCAACCACCCCCACCAACCAACCAACCACCCACCAACCAACCAACCACCCCCCCCCCCCAACCAACCAACACACCAACCAACCAACACCCACACCAACCACCAACAACCAACCAACAACACCCCACACAACCAACCAACCAACUACCCAACACCAACCAACCACAAACCAACACAACCAACACUACCCCCACCAACCACCAACCACACCAACACAACCAACCAAACUACCCCACCAACCAACCAACCAACCAACAACCAACCCACCACAACCAACAACCAAACUACCCCACCAAACCAACCAACAAACCAAUACCCACACACAACACAACAACCAACAACUCCCCACACCAAAUACCACCACCAACAACCAAACCAACCACACCAACCAAACCAACCAACUGCCCCCACAACCAAACAACCACUGCCCCCACCAACCAACCCCAACCAACUGCCCCCAACCAAACCAACCACCAACCAACUACCUCCACCAACCAACCAACGCCCCCACACAACCAACCAACCACUGCCCCCCACCAAAACCAACCAACUGCCCCCACCAACCACCAACCAACUGCCCCCACCAACCAACCAACCAACCAACCAACUGCCCCCACCAACCAACCAACCAACUGCCCCCACCAACCAACCAACCAACUGCCCCCACCAACCCAACCAACUACCCCCACCAACCACCCAUCCCCACCAACCAACCACAACCACGAAAUGGUAACCUAUUCCCUACAUAGUGCACUACUUCUGACCAGAGCCCUAUAUAGAGAAUAGGGUACCAUUAAGGACACAGUCUUUGCCUGUCCCUGACCUGUGGAAGACAAGCAGCAGAUUAUUGUAAUAAUAAUGAGGCGAGGGAAUGGAGAGGAGGGUGUCACUGUAUGGGCUGUGGUGACUAAUAGAAACUGGCCUUGGUUAUACUUUAGUCUACCUUGUGUAUUGUCCCUGUUAGUCUCAUUCAAGGUCACGCUGACAUUGAUAUUGCCAGUUGAUUAUGCAUUUAUGUACGUGUAUUUAUGUGUUUAUUAGUUACCAACUUUAACAUGUGACUCAAAAUAUUAAAGCUAUUUAUAAUGGGCUAAUGUGUGUCAUUUGGAAAAUGAACGGGAGUUGUGUUAUGUUGUGUUUGGCCCCGUCAGGUGUGUGGCCCUGUGCAGUCUAGGUAUCUGGCUGUGUGAGGAGUUGGUCCACGGCACCCAGCACCCUCAGAUCAAAGAAGCCCUCAAUGUCAUCUGUGUCACGCUAAAGGUAACUAACUAUAAAUGAUAUAAUAAUAUGCCACUUACUUCUGCUAAAUGGAUAUAUAUUAUUAGCAACACUCAUGCCCCGCCCACAUGAGGAUCUCAUUUUCAGCCAUCUAUUUCCUGUGUUUGAGGGGUGCAAAAUCCACUUAAAGCUCACUGGAUUGAUUGCUUUCAUUUUGCUCAUGCGACUCUUUCAUCCUCUUCAUUGUGCCUGUUGUUUUUUCCCCGUUAACAUUACAACCACAAAAUUUUUUGUAAAUAACCUGUCAAACACACUCCGGUAAUGGCUGAAUUGGGCUCAAUGGAAUACAUUGUCUUUCUGUUGCACCUAUAAGAACGCUAAAGCUUAGUCUGGGAUUUAACACAUCGCCUUGACACGCCUUGACAGAAGAAAGAUAACUUUAUUUUGAUGGGUGUUCAUUUUUUGGGGAAUUGAAAAAAGUAAUAGUUUAAUACAGUUGAAAUGAUUACAAAUGAAAGCAACUUCCGAAAAUGAACACUCAGAUUAAUAGUGAUAUUAUGUCUGAUCUUGCAAACAAUGUAUAGAUAAGUGCACAUAUCAUUUUCUUUAUUUUAAAACAAUUAUUUUACAAAAUACUUGAUUGAUAACAUUAGAAAAUGUAUAUAUGACUGCAUUCUAAGAAAAUAAAAGUGACAUUUUACUAUAAAUUCAAUACCUGAAUUCCCUCCAAGGUCCUUGAACUCCAUUCAAUUAUUUUUCCAUGCCAGUAAAGUUAUUUUUGUGCAAAAAUUUAGUAAAUAUCUGAUGGAUUUUAAAAAUUCUAAAAGUUUUGGGUACCUUCAUCCAAUGGUUACAUCUAUUAUAAUUGUUUUGAAAACAAUUUUUUACAAUAUGUUUUACCCCCUUUUUCUCCCAAUUUCGAAUACAAUCUUGUCUCAAGGCUGCAACUCCCCAACAGGCUCGGGAGAGGCGUAGGUCGAGUCAUGCGUCCUCCGAAACAUGACCCGCCAAACCGCACUCCUUAACACCCGCCCGCUUAACCCGGAAGCCAGCGGCACCAAUGUGUCGGAGGAAACACUGUUCAACUGACGACUGAAGUCAGCCUGCAGGUGCCCGGCCCGCCACAAGGAGACGCAAGAGCGCGAUGAGCCAAGUAAAGCCCCCCCCCCGGCCAAACCCUCCCUUAACCCGGACGACGCUAGGCCAAUUGUGCGCCGACCUAUGGGACUCCCGGUCACGGCCGGUUGUGACACAGCCUGGGAUCGAACCCGGGUCUGUAGUGACGCCUCAAGCACUGCGAUGCAGUGCCUUAGACCGCUGUACCACUCGGGAGGCCCUUUUAAAACCUUUUAACAAUUUUGAUGACCAUUGCUAAUAUUAUUAUUAUUGUUAUUAUAGAUGUUUUUAUCCAAAGUGUCUGUGAGAGUGAGUGUAUACAUUUCUAGUAUGUGUAUGUGAUCCUUACAGGAAUUGAACCCACAACCCUGGUGUUAUUGACACUAUUGGAGUAAUCUGCCAUGCACAGUGAUUAGAAUGUUGAAAUGUGUUGCCUUGCCUUCGUCCCUUGCCAUGUGAAGUGUACUAUAGCAGUCCCUGGUUAGCAGUAGCACAGCAGCAGUCUCUCCCUGUGGCCUGCCCUUGUCUACGGUAGGGUCAGUCUGCCUGGAGUGGGAGAAAGAUGUUCUGCACUGAGUAGCCAGAAGAAGCUUACAGACAGUACUGACUGGUUUGGUCUGGCUCAACACACACACACAACUCCAACCCAGCUAAAUCUGGCCUGACUGUCAACAUGUUUGGCUUCUCUGUGCGCUCCACUCUGCUCAGACAGAAGGCGAAGGCUAAUCCCAUGAAGAAUACAUGCUUCACCCACCUCAAGGAAUUGUUAUAUUUCUGUCGUCUGAAAUGAGGACACUCGCCAACUGCCCCCCCCCCCCCCCCCUUCUCUACCUCCUCCUCCUCUCCAUAUUGGUAUCCAAUCAAAUGGGUUGGCUGGUGAUCCGGACCAUUGUUUUGUGUGGGCCUUGGCCCUGGCUUGCUGCUCUGGAGAAGCACUCUGCACUCUUCCUGAGCCAGGGUCACGAGGAGGGAGGGAGGGAGAGAGGAGGUGGUGGUGGGUCAUCUCCCUGAGCCCCUUUUCUCAGUUGCGUGCGUGUUUGUCUUUUUGUUUUUCAGUUUCCAAAUAAAACUGUUGCGCUGGUGGCCUCCGACAUUCUGCACUUGCUCAUAAACUAUGUUGAUGACCUUCAGAAAUUCCCCCCAGACACUCCAAAGAAAAUAGUUGAGGUAAAUUGGCAUGUCCAUUUUUUUAUGUAAUAAAGUAUGUGAACUAGUCUUGGAGCUUUUGAAGAGUAUCCUUUUUGAAUGACAAAAAAAUCAAAUGUAUCUUUUUGCUUUCAGUAACUUUUUAACUCUUGUUUCAGAUCCUCAUAGCGACCAUCACUCACCUGCUUCCCACUACAGAAUCCUCCCCUCAUGAACUAGACAAGAGGGUAUGUCACCUCUCCUCACACACAACUCUCCUAGUCACAUGGAGAGCUAGUAAUAAUACAAGAUCACAACUGUUGGUUUUCUAUUUACAGUAUACUGGCCUGAAAUGGUUUUUGCAGAAGCUCAAUUAAGACAUUUUCCCUCAUCAUAACACAGUAUUUUGUUCUCUGAUUUAUUGAUGAAAUCAAACUGUGUUUUUGCUUCCCUGGCCCUAGUUGGUGGUGUCUCUGCUGUUGUGCCUGCUGGACUGGGUGAUGGCUCUGCCUCCUAAGACUCUGCUGCAGCCUGUCCAAACCCUCAGCCCUGACAAGGAGAAGCCAGACAAGUCUGUCCUCAGCUGUAUCUACAAGGUAUGCCCAGUCCCAAAUAGAACCCUUGCCCAUACUUUCUAAUGAGCUUUAUUUAUUGAUUUACUUCAAGGCAAUAUUUGAUGCCGACAUAUCCGUCUUUACUUUUGUUAGCAUUGACCACAGCAUACAGUGCCUUGCAAAAGUAUUUAUCCCCCUUGGUGUUUUUCCUAUUUUGUUGCAUUACAACCUGUAAUUUAAAUGGAUUUCAAUUUGGAUUUCAUGUAAUGGACAUACACAAAAUGGAUGGGUUAUCCGAAACUUUGAACAUCCCACGGAGCACCAUUAAAUCCAUUAUUUAAAAAUGCCAAACCUGCCAAGAGAGGGCCGCCCACCAAAACUCACAGACCAGGCAAGGAGGGCAUUAAUCAGAGAGGCAACAAAGAGACCAAAGAUGUACAUUUUACAUUUUAGUAAUUUAGCAGACGCUCUUAUCCAGAGCGACUUACAGUUAGUGAGUGCAUACAUUUUUCAGAUAACCCUGAAGGAGCUGCAAAGCUCCAGAGCGGAGAUUGGAGAAUCUGUCCAUAGGACCACUUUAAGCCAUACACUCCACAGAGCUGGGCUUUACGGAAGAGUUGCCAGAAAAAAGCCAUUGCUUAAAGAAAAAAAUAAGCAAACACGUUUGGUGUUCGCCAAAAGGCAUGUGGGAGACUCCCCAAACAUAUGGAAGAAGGUACUCUGGUCAGAUGAGACAAAAAUUGAGCUUUUUGGCCAUCAAGGAAAACGCUAUGUCUGGCGCAAACCCAACACCUCUCAUCACCCCGAGAACACCAUCCCCACAUGGUGGUGGCAGCAUCAUGCUGUGGGGAUGUUUUUCGUCGGCAGGGACUGGGAAACUGGUCAGAAUUGAAGGAAUGAUGGAUGGCGCUAAAUACAGGGAAAUUCUUGAGGGAAACCUGUUUCAGUCUUCCAGAGAUUUGAGACUGGGACGGAGGUUCACCUUCCAGCAGGACAAUGACCCUAAGCAUACUGCUAAAGCAACACUUGAGUGGUUUAAGGGGAAACAUUUAAAUGUCUUGGAAUGGCCUAGUCAAAGCCCAGACCUCAAUCCAAUUGAGAAAAGUGUGGUAUGACUUAAAGAUUGCUGUACACCAGCGGAACCCAUCCAACUUGAAGGGGGGGGGUUAAUAGUUAUGCACGCUCAAGUUGUCUGUUUUUUGUCUUAUUUCUUGUUUGUUUCACAAUAAAAAAGAUUUUGCAUCUUCAUAGUGGUAGGCAUGUUGUGUAAAUCAAAUUAUAUUUAAAAAAAUCAAUGUUAAUUCCAGGUUGUAAGGCAACAAAAUGGGAAAAAUGCCAAGGGGGGUGAAUACUUUUGCAAGCCACUGUGCAGUGGAGUGUCAAACCUGAACCAUGGAGUAGCACUUCUUUGUGUUUAGUGUUCUUUCAUUUCCUAAUGGAGCUAUUAGGGGAGGGUUUCUGUGGCUGGGUGUCUGUCUGCCUCUCUCGUAAGUCAUUAUUUGUGGAAUAGUUCAGGACUGCUGCGUUACAGCUUUAAUACAGACUUAGGGGCCUCCUUCCUAAUGCAUGCUACAGCUGGCACCGAGCACACCCAGACUCACUCCUCAGUAGUCAGCACUCAAUCACAGCAUCCUCUUUUCUCAUUACCACCCACCCUCUCUCUCUCUCUCUCUCUCUCUCUCUCUCUGUGUCUCUGUCUCCAUGGAAACACACUGCGACGGGAUCAGCAGAUAAUUUAAUUACUUAUUUCCGAUAAGGAUUCCUCCUCUCAAGUUUCUUUCCCUCUUUUUCUCUCUCUCUCAUUCUUUCUCUCUCGCUUUCUCUGUGAAAUAGUGCAGUAGUGUUCAUUGAUUACUCCUCUCUCUCCCUCUUCUCCCCCCAGGUGCUGCAUGGCUGUGUGUAUGGGGCCCAGAACUUCAACAGCCCUAGGUAUUUCCCUAUGAACCUGUCAGACCUGACCAGUCCAGACUACGACCCCUUCUUGCUACUGGAGAUUCUGAAGGAACCAGAGCCCCUCCACUCCCCUGACUCAGAACGCUCCUCCAAACUACAGCCUGUCACUGAGGGUAAGAACAAAACACCUUCUUCUCCUCCUCCUCCUCUGUGUUAAUCUCUACCUCUCCCAUACUCUGAUUCCUUCUCCUAAGGACCGGAUGUGAUGUGAAUGCAGCUAGGCUCCUAUGUGUCCUGUGUUAGAUUCAGAGCAGCAGGGGACACCUGCAGCUUUUUCCUGAAAGAGACAAUGACUAAUCAUUGGAGCACUUUGUGAGGCAUGCUUCCUUCCUUAGCAACUAACACCCCUUUUCCCUCCGGUCCUCGAUCUAUCCAUUUAUUAGUUAAUUUCAUUCCUUUCCUUUUCUUUUGGGGUGUCGGAGGAAAGAUAGAUGGAUGGAGGGAGAGAUGUUACCUUUUUAUUUAACCUUUAUUUACAUAGGUUUGUCUCAUUGAGAUAAAAAUCGCUUUUGCAAGAAAGAUCUGUGCCUUAAAGGCCCCCCUAGAUUUUAUUGGAGAGAGAGAUGAACCUGUCCUCCUGUCCUGUCGAUAGCCACAUUAUUUUUCCCUGUAAUGUCUCACACAGGGUUUAUGUAGCUCUGUGUGGCUGUGAUUAUGCUUAUUGGAAAGUGAUGGUUGGUAGCACACUGAGUGUGAUGGCAUUGGCUUGUUCUAUGCAUGGUGCCACCCAGAAAUGUAAAGAGAUUCUACAUUGGAACCAUUGAGGUAUCUAGCGUUGUUACUGGUAUCUAGCGUUGUUACUGGUAUCUAGCGUUGUUACUGGUAUCUAGCGUUGUUACUGGUAUCUAGCGUUGUAACUGGUGUUUAGUGGUGUAACUGGUGUCUAGCGUUGCAACUGGUGUCUAGCGUUGCAACUGGUGUCUAGCGUUGCAACUGGUGUCUAGCGUUGCAACUGGUGUCUAGCGUUGUUACUGGUUUAACUGGUAUCUAGCGUUGUAACUGGUAUCUAGCAUUUUACUACACAGACCCUGCUUUCUUCAUCAUACAUUUUAAUGAUUUUUGAUUGGCUAGAUUCCAUCAUCCCUCUACACUCUGUUGGAGAUUAACUCUAACACUAGGAAUACCUUGUCCCACUGGGUUGAGCUGAUACCUACAUGUUAUCAGCUGACUGGCUGGCUUUUUCUAUAUUUUCUCCUGUUUAUUGAGACUGGUCUUGAGAAAUGCUGCAAUGUCAACAUUAAACAGUUUCCAUUAUAUUUACAUUUACGUCAUUUAGCAGACGCUCUUAUCCAGAGCGACUUACAAAUAGGUGCAUUCACCUUAUAGCCAGUGGGAUAACCACUUUACAAUGUUUUUUUUUUUUUUUUUUUUUUGGGGGGGGGGGUUGGAGUAAAGGGGGGGGUGGGGGUAGAAGGAUUACUUUAUCCUAUCCCAGGUAUUCCUUAAAGAGGUGGGGUUUCAAAUGUCUCCGGAAGGUGGUGAGUGACUCCGCUGUCCUGGCGUCGUGAGGGAGCUUGUUCCACCAUUGGGGUGCCAGAGCAGCGAACAGUUUUGACUGGGCUGAGCGGGAACUAUGCUUCCGCAGAGGUAGGGGAGCCAGCAGGCCAGAGGUGGAUGAACGCAGUGCCCUCGUUUGGGUGUAGGGACUGAUCAGAGCCUGAAGGUACGGAGGUGCCGUUCCCCUCACAGCUCCGUAGGCAAGCACCAUGGUCUUGUAGCAGAUGCGAGCUUCAACUGGAAGCCAGUGGAGUGUGCGGAGGAGCGGGGUGACGUGAGAUAACUUGGGAAGGUUAUAUCCCCCUGUUCUUGUUUUAGAGCUCUUCAUCUCUUUGUUAUCUCCUUAUUCUUUCUAUCUUCCUCUUCCCCUGCAGUGCGGCGCCGUAUCCAGCACGGUCUGAUCUCCAUCGCGGCCAGGACAGUCAUCACCCACCUGGUCAACCACCUUGGCCACUACCCCAUGUCUGGAGGCCCUGCCACCCUGACCAGCCAGGUGUGUGAGAACAUGGACAACCCCUACAGCGAGAGCCCUGACCUGGCCCCAGAGCUCUUCGACGGGCCCAACCUACAGUUCUUUGUCCUGAACGGCACCACCCUCCUAUCCUGUCUACAGAUCCGGGCUGAGGACGGUGUGCCUGGAGGAGGAAUGUCUGCAGGCCUCACCACCACCAGUGCCUGUGUGAGGGUUAUCGUCCGAGACAUCUCCGGCAAACACUCGUGGGAUUCGGCUGUGCUGUACGGGCCACCUCACUGUGGUGCUCCCAAUCAGCCCCUGCACCUCUACAGUAACAGACCAACGGAGAGAAUGACAGAGAGAAGGACUACAGAGGGGGAGAAGGAGAAGAACUGGGUUGGAGACCCUGUAGAGAAGGAAGAAGAGGAGAGGGAAGAGGGGGCAGCACUGGAGGAAGAGGAGGUGGUGGUGGUGGUGGUGCUGGGAGAGGAGGAGGUGCUUGGAGAGGAGGAGGAGGGGGAGGCUGUGGAGGAGGAAGGAGAGGAAGAAGAGGAGGAAGAGGAAGGUGUGUUGGCGCUCAUGGCCCCGCAAGCUAAGCGUGUGUGUCGCGAGGCGGUCCCGUACUGGGACUCCCUGCGAGAAGAAGAAGAUGUUCUAGAUGAGAUGCUGCAGUACCUGGGUUACUCCAGCCCCGAGUGCCUUCAGCGGGCCGGAGCCCCCCUUAACAUCCACGCCCCACCGCCUGUCUGUGUGUCAGAGAAGCAGGAGAACGACGUGAUCAACGCCAUCCUGAAGCAGUGUGCAGAGGAGAGGGACUUUGCGGUGCACAGGGGGAAUGGGCUGAACAUGAGGGCCGUGGAGCAGGGGGAGCCGGGGCCUCAGAGGCCCCAGUCAGCCUUCUACUACUGCAGGCUGCUACUCAACAUCCUGGGCUUGAACUCCUGGGAGAAGAGGUGAGAGAGACACGCCACACCACAAACCAGGGUCCUGUUCAGUGGGGCACAAAACAGGAGAAAACAUUUUGAAACUGGGAAGUACAGUGCCUUCAGAAAGUAUACAUACCCCUUGACUAAUUCCAUAUGUUGUUGUGUUACAGCCUGAAUUCAAAAUUGAUUAAAUAGAUUGUUUUUCACCCAUCUAAACACAAUGCCUCAUAAUGACAAAGUGAAAACAUGUUUUUAGAAAUGUUAGGACAUUUUACACCACUGAGUCAAUACAUGUUAGAAUCAACUUUGGCAGCGAUUACAGCUGUGAGUCUUUCUUGGUAAGUCUAAGAGCUUUCCACACCUGGAUUGUGCAACAUUUGCCCAUUAUUGUUUUCAGAAUUCUUCAAGGUCUGUCAAGUUGGUUGUCAAUCAUUGCCAUAGAUUUUCAAGCCGAUUUAAUUCAAAACUGUAACUGGGCCGCUCAGGAACAUUCAAUGUCGUCUUGGUAAGAAACUCCAGUGUAUAUUUGGCCUUGUGUUUUAGGUUAUUGUCCUGCUGAAAGGUGAUUUUGUCUCCCAGUGUCUGUUGGAAAGCAGACUGAACCAGGGUUUCCUCCAGGAUUUUGCCCGUGCUUAGCUCUAUUAUGUUUAUUUUUAUCCAAAAAAAAUCCUCCUUAGUCCUUGCCGAUGACGAGCAGACCCAUAACAUGAUGCAGCCACCACCGUGCUUGAAAAUAUGAAGAGUGGUGCUCAGUGAUGUGUUGUAUUGGAUUUGCCACAAACAUAACACUUUGUAUUCAGGACAUAAAUUUAAUUUAUUUUUUGCAGUUUUACUUUAGUGCCAGGAUGCAUGUUUUGGAAUAUUUUUCUUCUGUACAGGCUUCCUUCUUUUCACUCUGUCAUUUAGGUUAGUGUUGUGGAGUAACUACAAUGUUGUUGAUCCAUCCUCAGUUUUCUCCUAUCACAGCCAUUAAACUCUGUAACUGUUUUAAAGUCACCAUUGCCUCAUGGUGAAAUCCCUGAGCGGUUUCCUUCCUCUCCGGCAUCUGAGUUAGGAAGGACGCCUGUAUACAGUGCAUUCGGAAAGGAUUCAGACCCCUUCCCUUUUUCCAAAUGUUGUUACAUUACAGCCUUAUUCUAAAAUGGAUUACAUCUUCUCGUCAAUCUACACACAAUACCCCAUAAUGACAAAGCGAAAACAGGUUUUUAGAAAUUUAUGCAAAUGUAUUAAAAAUAAAAAACAGAUUAAAAAAAGUAUUCAGACCCUUUGCUAUGAGACUUGAAAUUGAGCUCAGGUUCGUCCUGUUUCCAUUGAUCAUCCUUGAGAUGUUUCUACAACUUGAUUGGAGUCCACCUGUGGUAAAUUCAAUUGAUUGGACAUGAUUUGGAAAGGAACACACCUGUCUAUAUAAGGUCCCACAGUUGACAGUGCAUGUCAGAGCAAAAACCAAGCCAUGGGGUCAAAGGAAUUGUCUGUGGAGCUCAGAGACAGGAUUGUGUGGAGGCACAGAUCUGGGGAAGGGUACCAAAACAUUUCUGCAGCAUUGAAGGUCCCUAAGAACACAGUGACCUCCAUCAUUCUUAAAUGGAAGAAGUUUGGAACCACCAAGACUCUUCCUAGAACUGGCCGCCCGGCCAAACUGAGCAAUUGGGGGAGAAGGGCCUUGGUCAGAGAGGUGACUAAGAACCCGAUGGUCACUCUGACAGAGCUCCAGAGUUCCUCUGUGGAGAUGGGAGAACCUUCCAUAAGGACAACCAUCUCUGCAGCACUCUUUAUGGUAGAAAGGCCAGACAGAAGCCACUCCUCAGUAAAAGGCACAUGACAGCCCGCUUGGAGUUUGCCAAAAGGCACCUAAAGGACUCUCAGACCAUGAGAAACAAGAUUAUCUGUUCUGAUGAAACCAAGAUUGAACUCUGUGGCCUGAAUGCCAAGCAUCACAUCUGGAGGAAACCUGGCACCAUCCCUACGGUGAAGCAUGGUGGAGGCAGCGUCAUACUGUCGGGAUGUUUUUCAGCGGCAGGGACUGGGAGACUAGUCAGGAUCGAGGGAAAGAUGAAUGGAGCAAAGUACAGAGAGAUCCUUGAUGAAAACCUGCUCCAGAGCGCUCAGGACCUCAGACUGGGGCGAAGGUUCACCUUCCAGCAGGACAACGACCCUAAGCACACAGCCAAGACAACACAGGAGUGGCUUCAGGACAAGUCUCUGAAUGUCUUUGAGUGGCCCAGCCAGAGCCCGGACUUGAACCCGAUCGAACAUCUCUGGAUAGACCUGAAAAUAGCUGUACAGCGACACUCCCCAUCCAACCUGAUAGAGUUUGAGAGGAUCUGCAGAGAAGAAUGGGAGAAACUCCCCAAAUACAGGCGUGCCAAGCUUGUAGCGUCAUACCCAAGAAGACUCGAGGCUGUAAUCGCUGCCAAAGGUGCUUGAACAAAGUACUGAGUAAAGGGUCUGAGUACUUAUGUAAAUGUGAUAUUUCAGAAAACAUUUCUAAAAACCAGUUUUUGCUUUUUCAUUAUGGGGUAUUAUCUCAUAUUGUGUGUAGAUUGAUGAGGGGGAAAAAAACGAUUUAAUCAAUUUUAGUAUAAGGCUGUAACUUAGAAAAUGUGGAAAAAGUCAAGGGGUCUGAAUACUUUCCGAAUGGACUGUAACUUUGUAGUCACUGGGUGUAUUAAUACACCAUUCAAAGUGUAAUUAAUAACUUUAAUAUGCUAAACGUGAUAUUCAAUGUCUGCUUUUUAAAAAUGUUAUCUAUCUGCAAAUAGGUAGCCCUUUUUGCGAGGCAUUGGAAAACCUCCCUGGUCUUUGUGGUUGAAUCUGUGUUUGAAAUUCACUGCUCGACUGAGGGACCUAACAGAUAAUUGUGUGUGUGUGAUAUCAUGUUAAACACUAUUAUUGCACACAGAGUGAGUAAAAACAUAAUUCCACUUUGACAUUAUGGGGUAUUGUGUAUCUGCCAGUGACACAAAUCUCAAUUUAAUCAAUUUUAAAUUCAGGCUGUAACACAACAAAAUGUGGAAAAAGUAGAGGGGUUUGAAUACUUUCUGAAGGCACUGUAUUACCCAAACUUGUUCAAUAUGAAAAGCCCAUUUUCAGUUUGGAAACGCUUUGCUACGGUGUGCCCUACUGAACAUGACCAAAAUCAUAGUCUACGGUUUUUAUGGAAAAAUAGCUAAUUCUGCAGGUAGCCUAUUGUUCACAGAACUGGCACAUUUGAAGAGAUCCAGUAGACUCUUGUAGAAAAUGGGUAUGUGAUGAUUUAACUUCAGCUUGUUCUUGGUGCUGUGCUAUAUUCAAAUGGUGGGGGGGGGGGGGGAAUGCACCAUGUGUCACUGCUACCGCCAGCCUUGUUUGUCUCUCAGCCCGUCAGUGAGAUUUAGUAUAAUCAGCUUAGAGUAGCUAGUCCGUCCGCAUCUCUUUCUCUCUCUAUUUCUUUCUUUCUCUCUCACUCACUCACUCAUAUGGUCAUCUCAUCCACCUCAUUAUCACCACACUUCACUUAUAUUACUUUGCGUAAAUCCAUUUCCUGAAGCAGCUAUUUCUGGUGGCUUUUUUCAUUGAUGUCUUUGAAGUAUUAUCUAAUUGUAUUACUAGAGAUGGAGGCUGGAACUUUAAUGAUGAGAAUUAAUUGGGCUAAAUGGAAACUGCGUAUCACAUCCUACAGCUAUUGUAUACAGUACUCAUAUGCCUAUGAACCAGAGUAAUACUGUUAGCACUGAGGUGUUGUGCCCUAGUAGGAAGUCCACUGUGUGCAGCUCACCCAGCACUACUAAAAAUAGCCCGAGUAUGUCUACCUCUGCUUAGCUUCCCAGUAAAGCAAGAAAAAGAAUCAAGCAUCCCAGAAAAGUGUUAAAAAUAGCUCAUGUUGACAUAUGUAGCUUAAGAAACAAGGUUCAUUAAAUCAAUAAAUUGCUAGUAACAGAUGACAUUCAUAUUGUGACAAUCUCUGAAACUCACUUACAUAAUACCUUUGAUGAUACUGUGGUAGCAAUAUGAGGUUAUAACAUUUACAGAAAAGACAGAAAUGCCAAUUGGGGCGGUGUUGUGGUCUACAUUCAGAACCACAUUCCUGUAAAGCUUAGAGAGGAUCUCAUGUUAAAUACUGUUGAAGUAAUAUGGCUACAGGUUCACCUGCCUCACCUAAAGCCCAUUCUGGUGGGAAGCUGCUAUAGACCACCAAGUGCUAACAGUCACUAUCUGGAUAACAUGUGAAAUGCUUGAUAAUACACUGCUCAAAAAAAUUAAGGGAACACUUAAACAACACAAUGUAACUCCAAGUCAAUCACACUUCUGUGAAAUCAAACUGUCCACUUAGGAAGCAACACUGAUUGACAAUAAAUGUCACAUGCUGUUGUGCAAAUGAAAUAGACAACAGGUGAAAAUUAUAGGCAAUUAGCAAGACACCCCCAAUAAAUGACUGGCUUUGCAGGUGGUGACCACAGACCACUUCUCAGUUCCUAUGCUUCCUGGCUGAUGUUUUGGUCACUUUUGAAUGCUGGCGGUGCUUUCACUCUAGUGGUAGCAUGAGACGGAGUCUACAACCCACACAAGUGGCUCAGGUAGUGCAGCUCAUCCAGGAUGGCACAUCAAUGCGAGCUGUGGCAAGAAGGUUUGCUGUGUCUGUCAGCGUAGUGUCCAGAGCAUGGAGGCGCUACCAGGAGACAGGCCAGUACAUCAGGAGACAUGGAGGAGGCCGUAGGAGGGCAACAACCCAGCAGCAGGACUGCUACCUCCGCCUUUGUGCAAGGAGGAGCAGGAGGAGCACUGUCAGAGCCCUGCAAAAUGACCUUCAGCAGGCCACAAAUGUGCAUGUGUCUGCUCAAACGGUCAGAAACAGACUCCAUGAGGGUGGUAUGAGGGCCCGACGUCCACAGGUGGGGGUUGUGCUUACAGCCCAACACCGUGCAGGACGUUUGGCAUUUGCCAGAGAACACCAAGAUUGGCAAAUUCGCCACUGGUGCCCUGUGCUCUUCACAGAUGAAAGCAGGUUCACACUGAGCACAUGUGACAGACGUGACAGAGUCUGGAGACGCCGUGGAGAACGUUCUGCUGCCUGCAACAUCCUCCAGCAUGACUGGUUUGGCGGUGGGUCAGUCAUGGUGUGGGGUGGCAUUUCUUUGGGGGGCCGCACAGCCCUCCAUGUGCUUGCCAGAGGUAGCCUGACUGCCAUUAGGUACCGAGAUGAGAUCCUCAGACCCCUUGUGAGACUAUAUGCUGGUGCGGUUGGCCCUGGGUUCCUCCUAAUGCAAGACAAUGCUAGACCUCAUGUGGCUGGAGUGUGUCAGCAGUUCCUGCAAGAUGAAGGCAUUGAUGCUAUGGACCGCCCAUUCCCCAGACCUGAAUCCAAUUGAGCACAUCUGGGACAUCAUGUCUCGCUCCAUCCACCAACGCCACGUUGCACCACAGACUGUCCAGGAGUUGGCGGAUGCUUUAGUCCAGGUCUGGGAGGAGAUCCCUCAAGAGACCAUCCGCCACCUCAUCAGGAGCAUGCCCAGGCGUUAUAGGGAGGUCAUACAGGCACGUGGAGGCCACACACACUACUGAGCCUCAUUUGGACUUGUUUUAAGGACAUUACAUCAAAGUUGGAUCAGCCUGUAGUGUGGUUUUCCACUUUAAUUUUGAGGGUGACUCCAAAUCCAGACCUCCAUGGGUUGAUAAAUUUGAUUUCCAUUGAUAAUUUUUGUGUGAUUUUGUUGUCAGCACAUUCAACUAUGUAAAGAAAAAAGUAUUUAAUAAGAUUAUUUCAUUCAUUCAGAUCUAGGAUGUGUUAUUUUAGUGUUCCCUUAAUUUUUUUGAGCAGUGUAUAUGUGAUAUCAAUAGCGAGGUAUACUUUCUGGGUGAUUUAAAUAUUGACUGGCUUUCUUCAGGCUGCCCACUCAAGAGAAAGCUUCAAACUGUAACUGGUGCCUGUAACCUGGUUCAGGUUAUCAAUCAACCUACCAGGGUAGUCACAAACAGUACAGAAAUUAAAUCAUCAAGAUGUAUUGAUCAUAUCUUUACUAAUGCUGCAGAAAUUUGUUUGAAAGCAGUAUCCAAAUCCAUUGGAUGUAGUGAUCACAAUAUAGUAGCGAUAUCUAGGAAAACCAAAGUUCCAAAGGCUGGGCCUAAUAUUGUGUAUAAGAGGUCAUACAAUACAUUUUGUAGUGAUUCCUAUGUUGUUGAUGUGAAUAAUAUUUGUUGGUCUGUGGUGUGUAAUGACGAGCAACCAGACGCUGCACUUGACACAUUUAUGAAAUUGCUUAUCCCAGUUACUAAUAAGCAUGCACCCAUUAAGAAAAUGACUGUAAAAACUGUUAAAUCCCUGUGGAUAUUUGUGAGAGGUAUUGACAUGUUGAAUGCACUGAGCUGUCUGUUCGAACUACUGGCACACAGCUCGGACACCCAUGCAUACCCCAGAAGAUAUGCCACCAGAGGUCUCUUCACAGUCCACAAGUCAAGAACAGACUAUGGGAGGCGCACAGUACUACAUAGAGCCAUGACUACAUGGAACUCUAUUCCACAUCAAGUAACUCAAGCAGUAAAAUUAGAUUUAAAAAACAGAUACAAAUACACCUUAUGGAACAGCGGGGACUGUGAAGCAACACAAACAUAGACACUUGCAUGCAAACACAUGAUAACAUACGCACUAUACACACAUGUACACAUGGAUUUUGUGUUAUAGAUAUGUGGUAGUUGAGUAGAGGCCUGAGGGCACACACUUAAUAUGUUGUGAAAUCUGCUAUGAAUGUAUUGUAAUGUUUUUAAAAUGUAUAACUGCCUUAAACGUCGCUUUAGAGAAUUUGGCAGUACGUCCAACCGGCCUCACAACCUCAGACCACGUGUAUGGCGUUGUGUGGGCGAGUGGUUUGCUGAUGUCAACGUUGUGAACAGAGUGCCUCAUGGUGGCGGUGGGUUAUGGUAUGGGCAGGCAUAAGCUACGACAUCGAACACAAUUGCAUUUUAUCGAUGGCAAUUUGAAUGCACAGAGAUACCGUGACGAGCUCCUGAGGCCCAUUGUGUUGCCAUUCAUCUGCCGCCAUCACCUCAUGUUUCAGCAUGAUAAUGCACUGCCCCGUGUCGCAAGGAUCUGUACACAAUUCCUGUAAGCUGAAAAUGUCCCUGUUCUUCCAUUGCCUGCAUAUUCUCCAGACAUGUCACCCAUUGAGCAUGUUUGGGAUGCUCUGGAUCGACGUGUACGACAGCGUGUUCCAGUUCCCGCCAAUAUCCAGCAACUUCAGCUCACCCCUACCUUUUAAAAAAGUGAUCUGUAUUCCCAGUCAUGUGAAAUCCAUAGACUAGGGUCUAAUGAAUUAAUUUCAAUUGACAGAUUUUCUUAUAUGAACUGUAACUCAGUAAAAUAUUUGAAAUUGUUGCAUGUUGCAUUGUAUAUUUUUGUUCAGUAUAUUCGCCUACUCACAUCAUGCAAAGAAAGAAUAAAAGGACACAAACACAAACACAGAGAGACUUUUCAAAGCCCUGCCGCUGUAGCGUUGGUACAGUUGACAUUUUCAGUCCCUCCAGGAUUCCGAAUUCUGUGAUCGCAGGGCUUGCAAAUUUGACCAGUCACCGCAACAUUUCCACAUAAAACUGUCAAAUCAUCGCAAUAUUAUCGCAUAAAACUGACCCAUCACAGCAGUACAAAAUGAGGGUCCGUGGGCGAGCGUGUGUGCACUGAGUAAUAUUGGCCUUUAAUGCUGUUCCCGCUUGCUGCCUUUUGAAAUGGCUCUUUCAAUGGAGAAAAUUAAGACAUUGUAACAAGCUAAUAAAGAGGGCCAUACUCAAAUGGUGAGAGGGAGGAGGAAAAACACCAUGAAACACAUUUUUUUUUUUUAAGUAGUCGUGGCUUUUACAUGAGUCGUCGUCGUCCCCUCUGUUCGAACUUGACGAGGCCUAAGCGGCUAAUGUUCAAACUCCAGAUUGGGGAAAAUAAGGCAACGUUUUAAAGGUUCAGAUCUUUCAUGUCGUUACACCGGGGCGGUAACUAACAUAUAAGCUUAUUUAUUUCUCAGGAUAUUAUGAUUGCAUCUCUAUCUGUCCAUCGCUUGCUAUAAAGUUGCAGUGUAUUCGUGUUUUUAGCUAAAUCCUGUGAGUGAUGAUUUUGUAUUUAUUUCCCAGAGUUCCUGCCACCACUGCAUGCCAUCUUGUUUGGCUGUGGUUUGACUCGAUUGGUCUAAUGUUCCAGGAAAUGCUGUGACAAAAACAAAGAGGUGGCCAAUUAGGCAUGUGGGCCUGCUAAUGAUGGAGAGGUAGUCUGCGGCAGGCGGAGGGAGAAGUCUGCGGGCUACUUAGUGAAUAUCUGUGCAGUAUAGACCUAAUCACCUGAUCACUGUCAGGGAGUGAGGACAGGCCUGGGUAAUGUUGUUGUUGUUGUGAAUAUAAUACAAUUUAUACUUUAUUGUCCAUUCUCAGUGUCUUGUUGCAGUCAAGCUUCCGAAUACUUUAGAAUAUUUUCCAAGACAUCACUGUGUUGUAAAUAGAAUCUGUAGGCUAUGUAGAAUCUAUGUCACAAUUCUUUAUGCCAGUGGCUUAUACACUUGUUGUUGUUUUCUGUUAUAGGAGCAACUUCCAUCUCCUGAAGAAGAACGAGAAGCUGCUUAGAGAGCUGAAGAACCUCGACUCCAGGCAGUGGUAUGUUAGUGGUUCUUAUUCCUCAGACUGUUUUACUUAUAGAACAACAAAAAUGUGUCCUUAUAUUUCUCAUCUUGUUCCUUAUCUUUUCUCUCAUUCCCCAUCUUUUCCUCUAGUCGAGAGACACACAAAAUAGCUGUGUUUUACGUGGCGGAAGGGCAGGAGGACAAGCACUCUAUCCUGUGUAACACCAGGGGGAGUCAGGCUUACGAGGACUUUGUCUCUGGGCUGGGCUGGGAGGUAAGACGGACUCCUCUCUCUCCAAUACAACUUUCAGCAUCUCUGUACACUGAGUGUACAAAACAUUAGGAACACCUUCCUAAUAUUAAGUUGCACCCCCCUUUUGCCCUCAGAACAGUCUCAAUUCGUCGGGUCAUGGACUCUACAAGGUGUCGAAAGCAUUCCACAGGGAUGCUGGCCCAUAUUGACUCCAAUGCUUCCCACAGUUGUGUCAAGUUGGCUGGAUGUCCUUUGGGUGGUGGACCAUUCUUGAUACACACAGGAAACUGUUGAGUGUGAAAAACCCAGCAGCAUUGCAGGUCUUGACACAAACCGGUGCGCCCGUCACCUACUACCAUACCCCGUUCAAAGGCACUUAAAUCUUUUGUCUUGCCCAUUCACCCUCAUUUCUCAAUUGUCUCAAGGCUUAAAAAUCCUUCUUUAAUCUGUCUCCUCCCCUUCAUCUACACUGAUUUGAAGUGGAUUUAACAGGUGACAUCAAUAAGGGAUCAUAGCUUUCACCUGGAUUCACCUGGUCAGUCGGUACAUUUUAACCUACUAAUAAUCUAUUUAUUCCAGUGCUCCACUCCAAGAUGGCAGCAUGUCAAGUCGUUUGUCAAGUCGUUUGUUUGUGACUAGUACAUUUUAACCUACUAAUAAUCUAUUUAUUUAUGGUUGCGUAACUUCGUUGUUGCGUAGUGCAAACUAUUUUAUUUUUGCUGGUGUAAAGAUCACGGGUCCUCCUCAACUCGGAACUUCAUUACUUGAAGUUUACCAAAGUAACCCUAUCUCUGGCUGGCCUGAGUUCCUCGUUAGUCCGCGGAGUGUCUUGUCCGAGCUGCUCCUUGCUCUUCGCCUGGCUGUCAGUGGCAGCUCAACCCGUUCCCUCUAUCGCCCUCAACACCCAAUCUACUCACACGCGCAAACACUCACAUUGACUCACAUACACGCUGUCCCUCUCUCCACUUACCUUCGUUGGCCUCUUGUUUUUUGGUCAGAGAAAAUGACAAUUUACGUGGUAUUGCUUUGUGCACUGACUUUAUUGAACUCUGGAGAAAACGAACAUUGUCGCAGGGUGAGUACAUCUGACAAUGUACUCUCGCGUCCAUUAGACAUUUUGUCUGCAGGAACUCACUCUUUUUCACUCGGUCCACUCGUCCAAGUGCCGAUGCAUUUGUGGCAUGAUGUGAACAGUACGAAUUUGUGUCACUACCAAAGUCUAAUGGUUUUAAAUGACUGUUUUGUAUUGUCUGGAAACUCACUUGUAGAAUUCGCUUGCAGUAGGUCUCUUAAAAAAGAGAAGCCGUGCAAGGUUAUUAAACAGAGGUGCCUAGUUAUUCUUCUGUUGUUGAUAUCAGGUAACGUGCAACCUAACCCUGGCCCUGAUAUGCAAUGUCUCCAAACCCCCUCUGAUUUUAAAUCAAGAUCUGGUUUUGGUAUUUUUCAUUUAAAUGUACGCAGCGGGUUAGGAUUUGGGCUAAAUCAACUGAUGCUGAUGUAAUUGUGUUUUCGGAAACCUGGCUCAGCAAGUCUAUUUUUGAUAAGGAUAUUUGUACAAGUGGUUACAAUGUUUAUCGUGCAGAUCGGGUUAAGAAAGGUGGGGGUGUGGCUAUAUAUGUAAAAUCUAAAUUCCAUGUAAGUGUGGCAAAGUCUGAAACUAUUUGUAAACAGUUGGAAUUUCUUGCUUUGAAUAUUGAGGUUUCAAAGGGCCUCUCUAUAACUGUGAUUGGCUGUUAUAGACCCCCCUCUGCUCUUGGUGAUGCAUUUUCUUCUUUGGCGCACCUUAUGUCUAAACUUCUUUACAGUGAAAUGAUCUUGAUUGGUGAUCUCAACUGGUGUUGGUUAAAGCCGGUGUCUGAUGAUUUAAAAAUGUUUUGUAAUUCUAUGAAUCUUACCCAGUUGAUUAAUUCACCCACUCGCCCAAAUCUUAAAUGCCCUGAUAAAUCUACCCUGAUUGAUUUGAUAUUGACAAAUGUUCCACAUAAAUAUUCUGCGGUUGGUGUUUUUUGUAAUGAUUUAAGUGACCAUUGUGCUGUUGUUGCUGUUAGAAAUACUAAGGUUCCAAAGACAAAUCCACGUUUUAUUCGUAAGAGAAAUUUGAAGUGUUUUAAUGAGCAGGCUUUCUUUCAUGAUUUGUUUUAUUUUGACUGGAGCAAGAUUGAGCUUAUCCCUGAUGUGGAAACUGCCUGGAUAUUCUUUCAUGAUGGUUUUUUCCAAAUAGUAAACAAACAUGCACCAUUCCGCAGGUUCAGGGUUAAAGGGCGGGAUAAUCCAUGGUUUUCUUCUGAGCUGUCUUGUAUUAUUCACGACCGUAAUCUAGCCUGGGCUAAAGCAAGGAAAUCUUGUUCUGAUGCUGAUUGGCUUAUUUUUAGGCAGUUAAGAAACAAGUGUUCUUUUCUUCUCAGGAAGGCCAAGUCUGAAUAUUUUAUGUCUGUUACCACUGAUAACCUGAAUGACCCUAGAAAGUUUUGGAAUGCUAUUAAGUCUAUGUCUGGUAACAGUAAUGUUAAUGAAUUACCGUCAUGUGUUUUGAAGGACUCUGUUGCUAUAUAUGACAAAACUGAAAUGCUGAAUUGUUUCAAUGAGCACUUUGUAUCAUCUGGUAGGCUGUUUGAUUCAGUGUCCUCUGUCUCUGUACAACCCUGUGUGGAUGAACCAGUGUCCUCUGUCUCUGUACAACCCUGUGUGGAUGAACCAGUGAGAGCUGGUCAAACUUUUAGUUUUCUGCCAUUCUCAGUGCAGGUGGUACAUAAAGCCCUGAAAUCCUUAGAUCAAAGAAAGCCUGCAGGUCCUGAUCUUUUGGAUCCCUGCUUUUUAAAUCUGGCAGCUGAUUUCAUAGCUGAACCACUUACAUAUCUGUUCAAUCUAACACUGGAAUGUAAUGAAAUUCCAAAGAUCUGGAAGUCAGCAUUUGUCCUACCACUUUUAAAAGGGGGAGAUCCAACUCUUUUAAAUAAUUAUAGGCCAAUCUCAAAGCUGUCACCCCUGGUGAAAAUACUUGAAACCCUUGUAAGUGAACAGCUAAAAUAGUUUUUAUUUACUAACUCUAUUUUAUCAAUGUAUCAAUCGGGCUUCAGGAAGAAGCAUAGCACAAUUACAGCAGCCAUGAAGGUUUUAAAUGAUAUCACUGAAGCCCUUGACAAAAAACAGCACUGUGUCUCACUUUUUAUUGAUCUCUCUAAGGCUUUUGAUACAGUUGAUCAUGCUAUACUAAGGCAGAGAUUGUUGAGUGUAGGUCUUUCGGAGCAUGCAGUUGCAUGGUUUGCUAACUAUCUGUCUGAUAGAACUCAGUGCACUCAAUUUGAUGGGCUUAUGUCUGUUAAAUUGUCUGUCCUGAAUGGUGUGCCCCAGGGCUCUGUACUUGGUCCUCUCUUAUUCACUAUUUAUAUUAAUGAUUUAGACAAAAAUGUCCAAAAUGCACAACUUCAUUUUUAUGCUGAUGAUACUGUUAUUUACUGUUGUGCCUCAUCUCUUACAAAAGCUUUCCAGAACUUGCAAACUGCUUUUUAUACUGUUCAACAUACCUUGUGUCAAUUGAAGCUUAUCCUCAAUACUGACAAAACUAAACUAAUGGUGUUUUCUAAUGCAAGAAAUAGACCUCUGAACCUUUCACCUGUUACUACCUGUCAGGGCAAGGAGAUUGAGGUUGUAACCUCAUAUAAAUAUCUUGGAAUUCUAAUUGAUGACGGCCUCUCUUUUAAAUUGCAUAUUCAACAACUUACAAAAAAAUUGAAGCUGAAAUUGGGAUUUUAUUUUAGGAAUAAGGCCUGUUUUUCUUUUGAAGCCAGAAGGAGGCUAGUAUCAGCUACAUUUAUGCCUUUACUAGACUAUGGGGAUAUUUUAUAUAUGAAUGCUUCCGCUCAGUGUUUGAGAUCAAUUGACACUCUUUAUCAUGGUACUUUGAGAUUUAUUUUAAACUGCAAAACCCUUACGCACCACUGUACUUUGUAUACCAGGGUUGGCUGGCCUUCUCUAGUCACUCGUAGGCUCAGUCACUGGUAUACUUUUAUUUACAAAGCCAUUUUGGGUUUACUACCUUUUUAUUUGGGCAUUUUUAUUGUUCAGAAAUGUGGUGGGUACUCCUGCUAACUGUUCCAAAUGUCCGAACUGAAUUUGGUAAAAGGUCUUUUAUGUACUCUGCGCCAUCGUCUUGGAACACCUUACAAAAUAAUUUUAAACUGGAAGAACUUGUCCCGAUUGGUGUUUUUAAAUCUCUGAUGAAGGAUUUUGAGGCUGAUUCCCUGACCUGUCAAUGUUUUUAAUUUGCUGUUUUUGAUAUUGUUAUACUCUUGUGAAUUCAUGAAUGGUUUUUACUAGAUUACUUGUAGUUUUUCAUGUUGUCUGUCUGUAAUUUUUUGUAAUGACUUGGUGCUGCCUAUCUUGGCCAGGACGCUCUUGAAAAAGAGAUUUUAAAUCUCAAUGAGCCUUUCCUGGUUAAAUAAAGGUAAAAAAAAAAUAAUAAUGUCAUGGAAAGAGCAGGUGUUCUUAAUGUUUUGUAUACUCAGUGUAUAUACACAACACAUACUCUUACUGAUAAGCCUUAUGUGGUUACCUGGUUUAUUUAGUCAAGUAUUCAUUAGUGAGUUAUUGUUGAGUUAUAUUAGUAUUGAGUUAUAAACUCAGCAAAAAAUGAAACGUCCUCUCACUGUCAACUGCGUUUAUUUUCAGCAAACUUAACAUGUGUAAAUAUUUGUAUGAACAUAACAAGAUUCAACAACUGAGACAUAAAUUGAACAAGUUCCACAACAUGUGACUAACAGAAAUUGAAUAAUGUGUCCCUGAACAAAGGGGGGGGGGGGGGGGGUAACAGUAACAGUCAGUAUCUGGUGUGGCUACCAGCUGCAUUAAGUACUGCAGUGCAUCUCCUCCUCAUGGACUGCACCAGAUUUGCCAGUUCUUGCUGUGAGAUGUUACCCCACUCUUCCACCAAUGCACCUGCAAGUUCCCGGACAUUUCUGGGGGGAAUGGCCCUAGCUGUCACCCUCCGAUCUAACAGGUCCCAGACGUGCUGAAUGGGAUUGAGAUCCGGGCUCUUCGCUGGCCAUGGCAGAACACUGACAUUCCUGUCUUGCAGGAAAUCACUCACAGAACAAGCAGUAUGGCCGGUGGCAUUGUCAUGCUGGAGGUCAUAUCAGGAUGAGCCUGCAGGAAGGGUACCGCAUGUAAUGCACAGCGUUGAGAUUGCCUGCAAUGACAACAAGCUCAGUCCAAUGAUGCUGUGACACACCACCCCAGACCAUGACGGACCCUCCACCUCCAAAUCGAUCCCGCUCCAGAGUACAGGCCUUGGUGUAACGCUCAUUCCUUCAGCGAUAAACGCGAAUCCGACCAUCACCCCUGGUGAGACAAAACUGCGACUCGUCAGUGAGGAGCACUUUUUGCCAGUCCUGUCUGGUCCAGCGAUGGUGGGUUUGUGCCCAUAGGCGACGUUGUUGCCGGUGAGGUCUGGUGAGGACCUGCCUUACAACAGGCCUACAAGCCCUCAGUCCAGCCUCUCUCAGCCUAUUGAGGACAGUCUGAGCACUGAUGGCGGGAUUGUGCAUUCCUGGUGUAACUCGGGCAGUUGUUGUUGCCAUCCUGUACCUGUCCCGCAGGUGUGAUGUUCGGAUGUACCGAUCCUGUGCAGGUGUUGUUACACGUGGUCUGCCACUGCGAGGACGAUCAGCUGUCCGUCCUGUCUCCCUGUAGCGCUGUCUUAGGCGUCUCACAGUACGGACAUUGCAAUUUAUUGCACUGGCAGUCCUCAUGCCUCCUUGCAGCAUGCCUAAGGCACAUUCACGCAGAUGAGCAGGGACCCUGGGCAUCUUUCUUUUGGUGUUUUUCAGUCAGUAGAAAGGCCUACGUUUUCAUAACUGUUACCUUAAUUGCCUUCCGUCUGUAAGCUGUGAGUGUCUUAACGACCGUUCCACAGGUGCAUGUUCAUUAAUUGUUUAUGGUUCAUUGAACAAGCAUGGGAAACAGUGUUUAAACCCUUUACAAUGAAGAUCUGUGAAGUUAUUUUGAUUUUUACGAAUUAUCUUUGAAAGACAGGGUCCUUAAAAAGGGAGUUUAUUUUUUCUGUGCCUGAUUUAGAACACUGAAAACACGUUGUUGGCCCACUCCUUGAGUUGGUGUAUCUUAUGUAAGUUUGAUGAUCCAUUUUCCUAUAUUCCAGGUGAACUUGACCAGUCACUGUGGCUUCAUGGGAGGUCUUCAGAGGAACAAGAGCACUGGUCUGACCACGCCUUACUUCGCCACCUCCACCGUCGAGGUCAUGUACCACGUCUCCACACGGAUGCCCCCCGACUCAGACGACUCACUCACCAAAAAGGUAUGUUGUGGUGUUCUAGGAACGGCAGUUGGUGUCUGUGUGAAAAAAGUAAUGUCUGACUGCAACCCUGUUAUGCUCUUUUAUUGAGAUGCACACACCAUGUAUGUCUGUGUCCCUCUCACUCCCUUUCAUCCAGUCAGCAGGGGGUAGGUUAUUCUGUGUUGCCUUUUUAGAUGACCACUGCUCCCCUGGAGAGAGAGACCCAAUGUCUGCUCUCUCUCACACACACACACACCACUCUGUAGUGAUUCUCUGUACCCCUCAACUCAUACAAUGCGGAACAAAAAUACACUCUGACCUUUCUGUUCAGUCCACUACUAAACCAUUAUGUCCAGCUCUCUCAGGUGGGUCACAUUUCUACCUGCAGAGAGCUGUUUUUGUGUGGACUUGAGCCCCACAGAGAAACAUGCCAUGUUUUGCUAAUGUAGACGAGAGGAGCUUCCAUCUCCCUCCAGCUACAGGGGCAAUGGGUUGCUACAGAAGAUGAGAGGAGCUUCCAUCUCCCUCCAGCUACAGGGCCAAUGGGUUGCUACAGAAGACGAGAGGAGCUUCCAUCUCCCUCCAGCUACAGGGGCAAUGGGUUGCUACAGAAGACGAGAGGAGCUUCCAUCUCCCUCCAGCUACAGGGGCAAUGGGUUGCUACAGAAGACGAGAGAAGCUUCCAUCUCCCCCCAGCUACAGGGACAAUGGGUUGCUACAGAAGACGAGAGGAGCUUCCAUCUCCCUCCAUCUACAGGGGCAAUGGGUUGCUACAGAAGACGAGAGGAGCUUCCAUCUCCCUCCAUCUACAGGGGCAAUGUGGGAGAAAAUAUAUUCUCACCUUGAAUGGUUCCCUUUAUCCCUCUCUCUCAUGAAGCCCUUUCUCCUUCUAUCUCUUCUUUAUUUAUCUCACCUCAUUCUGCCUCCUCUCUCUUUCCCUUUGGAACAUGUUAGCAUCUCUCUCUCUCUUUCCCUUUGGAACAUGCAGGCAUCUCUCUCUCUUUCCCCCUACCUCUCUCUGUCACUCUUAACCUAAAAUAGACAUCACCUCUCUCCCUUGUUUUUCUCCUCUUCUACAAAUGUCCAUCUGUCUUGGUAUUAUUUUUAAGCAGGCAGAAAUGUAAUAAGAGAACAGAGGGCAUUAGCUGUAAUGAGUUUGGCUGUGAGGCCGGGGUGGCCCGUGAUACAGGGGGCCUGUAGCCAUAGAUCGCCACGGUGAUGCAGGAUGAACAAUGAAGUAUCAUUAGAGCUGUCCCCUCACUUCCCCUGGCAUACAUCUUCAACAGGGGCGAUACACACAUACACAGCCAUGACCAGAUGCUAAGGUGCUGCUAAUACUAAUAACAUACUCAUUAAUGAAUGCAGACAGACAGGAGGGGAAUAUUGAGGUGGCCGGUUGUGUGAUGGCCAAUAAUACACACACAGCUUCUUAGUCGGCCGAUAGCUGCAGUAGUCAUUUCGUUGUAACAUUAGAGUAGUAGAGGACGGGAUUGUGAUAUGUGGUUGUCUCACCCAGGAUAUCGAUGGUCCCACCUAGCUAUCCUAAGAUGAAUGCACCAACUGUAAGUCGCUUGGGUGAGAGGGCUAGAGAGAGGAGGUGUCUUUCUACCCCUAAGCCAUAAGACUGCUGAACAAUUAAUCAAAUGACCACCUGGACUAUUUACAUUGACCCCCCCCCCCCAUUUGUUUUUACACGGCUAAUACUUACCUUGACUAACCUGGACCCCCACACAUUGAGCCUUUUAUAUAGCCUCGGUAUUGUUAUUUUAUUGUGUUACAUUUUUAUUAUUUUUUACUUUCGUUUAUUUGGUAAAUAUUUUCUUAACUCUUUCUUGAACUGCAUUGUUGGUUAAGGGCUUGUAAGUAAGCAUUUCACGGUAAGGUCUACACCUGUUGUAUUCGGCGCAUGUGACAAAUUAAGUUUGAUUUGAUUUUAUCGCAGUCUGAUUUGAGGGGUUUAAUAACAAGAGCUGAAACGCCACUGAUAGCUUGCUUGUGGUUACUCACUCACUCACACUGCUGAUAAUGUGAACUAACAUGCAUCCAAUCCAUCAGAUGACCUCUAAGAUAUGACUGUAAGAUAAAUAAUAAUUCUAACCACUGUAUUUCACAUAACCGCCUCCCAUCUCAUGUCUGAAAUCUCUCAUUCAUCCCUCCAGACCCCCGAAAUGCCUUUCUGUCUUCAUGUUCUGCAUCUGCGCUCACCGCUCAUAAUUCAUUGCUACAAUUUAGUUGUGUAUGUAUGGCAGCAAAGCCAUGUUUGUGCGUGCGGGUGUUGGUGGCCUCCCCAAAUCGCACCCUAUUCCCUAUAUAGUGCACUACCUUUGACCAGAGCUCAGUAGUGCACUAUAUAGGGAAUAGGGUGCCAUUUGGGACGCAUCACCCUGUCUGUCGUAGUGAGAGGCCUGGAGCGUUGCUCCCGCUCCCCCUUCACUCAGCGGUCCGCGCUGCACAUGGCCAUAAUGUAGCCAAAUUAGAUCUGGCUGUGGCUGUCCCCCUGGUUAAAGUUCUACCAUGACUCCUCAGCAACUGAUUGGAUUUGGAGAGGCUGGAGGAGCUCUAUCCAACAGAGCGAUCUGCAGAUAGACACUAAACCAUGUUAACCAGACACUAAAGCGUGUCAGCUCAGCCAGCGAGAGCAGCCAGCAGGCACACGGACACACACUCACACACACACACACACACACACACAUACACACACAAGGAAGCACGUGCACACACAGAGUCACUCUCACACACACAUACACACCCUGCAUAUUUAUUUGUUUGUUGUUUUCCCCAUCUCCCCUCAGCCCACCUAGUAACGGACAGUGACAGGCGCACUGAAGGUUGAAGGCUGUGAAUACGUCCACACCCUCUGGGUCUUAUGGGCCAAGGAUUUAUGAAUGAGGGCUGCUGAUGUGAAAUGUUAAAGGAAAGAUGGCUCAAGCAGCAGCUAGCAGCUAUCUGCUCGGCAAUGGAUGAGGAUUCGAAUUUGUGAUUGGCUGCGAGGAAAGAAUGAGAGUUUCCUAUUGGUUGAGAGCGGAGGAUGAGAACGAGGUGCUAUACAGGCAAGGGUCAUGUUCAUUAGGGCACACAACAGGAAAAGUAAAUCCAGUCCAGGUAGUCCCUCCUGUUUCAGUACGUUUUUUUCAGUUUUGUACCGAAUGAACACAACCCAGGCCAGGACAGUGUGAUGUGGCCUCUGUGGGACUGCCUGUGACAGCCUGGCUCUCUGUGGCCCUCGGAGUGAUUGAGUGAAGAUGGAGAGAACAAUAGAAAGAUGGAGUGAGUUUGAGAAGAUGGAGUGAGCUGUGGAAGAUAGAUUGAUGGGUGCUGUGGUCUGAGGCAGCGUGUGGCGGUGGCGGCUCCUCUCGCCUGUCACUCUUCAAGGUUAAUGACACUGUGCUGAAUGGCCCUGGAUGGAGGAGUCCUAGACAGCCAACUCGCGCUACAUGCCCCACACAGGACACUGUGACAGUGUUAGAUAGCCCUGGAUGAAUGGAUGAGCCCUGGACAGUGUAUUCACAUUGAGUCUCAGAGAAGUAGUGCUGAUAUAGGAUCAGUUUUGCUUUUUAGAUCACAAUGACAAAGAUUAUAUGGACGGGAGGAACUGAUCCUAGAUCAGCACUCCUUCUCGGAUACUUAAAAAAAAAAAAUACAGGCCCUGAGAGAAUGAGAAUCCGCCCAAGACAGCCUGAGUUUUGACAGUGAAUUUGCAUCAGGGACACCAAUCUCAAGGCUCUCACUUAAAGUAACUGUCCAGUGAAAAUCUCACUUUUAAAAGUUUAUAUUCUGUUACUCAUAUCCAAAUAAAGUUGUUGACUCGUCCUAUAAUCGUACACUAUACAUACAAAAGUAUGUGGACACCCCUUCAAAUGAGUGGAUUCAGCUAUUUCAGCCACACCCAUUGUUGACAGGUGUAUAAAAUCGAGCACACAGCCAUGCAAUCUCCAUAGACAAACAUUGGCAGUAGAAUGGCCUUACUGAAGAGCUCAGUGACUUUCAACGUGGCACUGUCAUAGGAUGCCACCUUUCCAAGAAGUCAGUUCGUCAAAUUUCUGACCUGCUAGAGCUGCCCCGGUCAACUGUAAGUGCUGUUAUUUUGAAGUGGAAACGUCUAGGAGCAAUAACUGCUCAGCCACGAAGUGGCCCCAUGCACAAAGCGAGGUCCAUACAGAAAUGGUUUGUCGAGAUCGGUGUGGAAGAACUUGACUGGCCUGCACAGAGCCCUGACCUCAACCCCAUCGAACACCUUUGGGAUGAAUUGGAAUGCCGACUGCGAGCCAGGCCUAAUCGCUCAACAUCAGUGCCCGACCUCACUAAUGCUCUUGUGGCUGAAUGGAAGCAAGUCCCCGCAGCAAUGUUCCAACACAUAGUGGAAAGCCUUCCCAGAAGAGUGGAGGCUGUUAUAGCAGCAAAGGGGGGACCAACUCCAUAUUAAUGCCCAUGAUUUUGGAAUGUGUUCGACGAGCAGCUGUCCACAUACUUUUGGUCAUGUAGUGUAUUUGUGGCCAAAGCAUAAAUUGGAGAAAAAACAAGUCAAAAACUUGUAUCUCAAAUAGACCGUUUCAGAAAUGUUUGCUAUUUCCUCAUAGAACAUGCAUCUCCCUGAAGUGUAGGGGGUGAUGAGCUGGCCAAUCACUGGUCUACUUGCAUACUUUCAAUGACCACGCCCACACAAUUCUGUUGUUUGCGUAUGCCAACACCAUUCCAACACAGAAAAGCUGCUUUUUAACAUACUUCGUUUUCCGUUCCAAAUGUUUUACAUUAUUACACUCAUAUUGUUAGUAAUUAUAGGUCAUAUUUCAUAGAAAUCUGGAAACACUGGGCAGUUACUUUAAUGUGUGACUAUGUUCAAUCUUCCUCUGCCAUGUGAAUUAAUUACAUUAACUAGAAUUUUUAAACACAAUAAAAAAAGUCAACAUUUACUACUGGACAGGUACACUCACCCUCUUGCUCUCUUGCUCUUUCCUCUUCUCCCCUCCCACCUCCUCUCCUCCCGCACCUCUGUCCCUCUAGCUAAGGCAUCUUGGGAAUGACGAGGUGCACAUCGUGUGGUCGGAGCACUCGCGGGACUACAGGAGAGGCAUCAUCCCUACGGAGUUCGGAGACGUCCUCAUCAUCAUCUACCCCAUGAAGAACCACAUGUACAGCAUCCAGAUCCUCAAGAAGCCAGAGGUGGGUUCACCCAUCGGUUUUAAUCAUACGUUGACAUUAAGGUAUCCUAGAUUCCAUUUCCUGCCGUUGUGCCCUUGAGCAAGGCACAAACUGCACCAGGGGCACCGCACCGUGGCUGACCCUGGCUUCCAACCCCUCGGGAUAUUUUUGUGAGUUUAUUAAAAGCUAAAAAUACAAAUUUCUGUGUUUUUUGAAAAAUUACAAUUGACAAUAUCACAGCUAUACCUGCUGCAGUGUUAUAUUUUUAUAUAUAAACAAAAUCAAAACAAAUGUCUCGCGGCACUCCUGCUUCCUGCUCAGUUAUGUCCGGACUAAUCGGAUCAACAGGAUUCUUAGAAUUCAAUUGUGGUAUGGAUAUGGCUAGAAGAUGGGUCUGUCCCUUCAGAGUCUGGGGAAAUGUUGAAAGAUGGUCAGAUAAGGACAGAAAAGAGGUCUGGCUUUUAUGAAAGUCAAUUAUGGCACUGAAACGAUAGUGUUUUUGUUAUUUUAUAAAAUUAACAAACAUUGCAUUGAACAUUGCGUUCACUGGGAUCUGAUAGACGAGAACCACUUGUCACUGUUAUACUUGUAUAAAGUUUCUUAUUGUUCUGGCUUUAUUUAAUCAAUAGUAACUUACAGAGUUGUUUUCUCUCUCUAUCCUCCUCCUCUCUCCUUCUAGGUCCCGUUUUUCGGGCCCCUGUUCGAUGGAGCCAUAGUGGAUGAGAAGAUCCUUCCCACCAUGGUCCGGGCCACGGCCCUCAAUGCCAGCAGGGCUCUUAAAUCCCUCAUCCCCCUCUACCAGAACUUGUAUCCUUCUCCAUCUCCCUGCCAUGGCCUGGCAGUACUCUAUAAACCACAGCCCUGCCCAGCACCCUGCCUGUAG